GCGCACACUUGUCCCUCGCGCACUAUCCGCUAACUAUUCGCAAUCGACCGACGUCUUGGUUGUUGGACUGGGUUAUAAUGACUUGACUUCUGCUAAAUGAACCCGUGGACUUUAAGUUUAUCGCAGUGGCGUAUUUAUUUCACGUUUGGAGAGCUACAUAGCGAAAGCUUUCGAUUAAGGACUUAGCGUCGAGUGUGAGUUUUUUCGUGCGUUGUGCUGCUGUUGCGGCAAGAUGGAGAAGCAGUCGAGGUGGUCGGAGCAGCGCACUGAGCGCCGGGAGCAGGUGGUGCAGCAGCAGGAACGGAUGCAGAGAACCGAGCACCAUUACACACACCAAACGCUCUCGCAGCAAGUUGGAAGUGUGGGUGGUGAACGUUUAUCCAUCACAUCUGGCAGACCUGGAGAUCCCUCCCCGCCUAUAUUUGAACAAAUAUUUAAAAAUGCAAGAUUCGCCCAAGGAGGUAACGCUAAAUUUGAGGGCAAAUUGAGGGGAAAUCCCACCCCAGUAGUAUCGUGGACCAGAAAGAAGGCACCAUUAGUAGAAUGCAAUAAGUAUAGCAUGAGCUAUAAUGAGCAAACUGGUGAUGUGUCCCUUCUUAUCAAACAGAUAGGUCCGGGUGACGAGGGUGAGUACACUUGUACGGCUCGGAAUCAAUACGGUGAAGCUAUUUGCUCCGUUUAUAUCCAACCGGAGGGUGUUCCCAUAUCAACUCAACAAGCAUCUCAACAGCACCAAAGCUAUAGACAUGUUAGUGAAAGUGUAGAACAUAAGUCAUACGGUACACAGGGAUAUACUACCGAACAAACAAAGCAGUCACAAAAGUAUGCAUACACAAAUGGAACAGAUCACUCGUCCAUUGACGAUUUCAAAGUUGACACUUUCGAAUAUAGACUUUUGAGAGAAGUAUCCUUUAGAGAAACAGUUACAAAACGUUAUAUUGGUGAAAAUGACGUCCAAAUUAGUACAGAGAUUGAUAAGACUUUAGGUCCUGUAUCACCACCAAAGAUAUCACAAAAACCAAGAAAUUCUAAGUUGCAAGAAGGAGUUGACGCGCAAUUCCAAGUACAAUUAUCAGGAAACCCUCGCCCGCGAGUUACUUGGUUCAAAAAUGGACAACGAAUAGUCAACUCAAAUAAACACAACAUUAUUAAUACUAAUAAUCAAACAAUUCUUAGGAUACGAAGCUCACAAAAGUCUGAUUCUGGUCAUUAUACGUUAUUAGCUGAAAAUCCCAACGGAUGUAUCGUAACGUCUGCAUGUCUUGCUGUUGAGUCACCUCACGAAACAUAUGGUCAAGAACAGAAAUCACAAUAUAGUAUUGAAAAUCAGCAAAAUGAGUCUGAAAGAAUAGAAAUAACUGAAAAAGCUCUCGCUCCGCAAUUUGUUAAGGUCUGUCAAGAUCGUGAUAUCACCGAAGGUAAAAUGACGCGAUUCGAUUGCCGCGUCACAGGCAGACCUUACCCCGAAGUCACGUGGUUCAUUAAUAAUAGACAAAUACGAGAUGAUUACAACCACAAAAUUCUCGUUAACGAAUCAGGUAAUCACGCUUUGAUGAUUACAAAUGUCGAUCGAAGUGAUAGUGGUGUAGUUAGGUGUGUUGCAAGGAACAAAAGUGGGGAAACUUCGUUCCAGUGCCGAUUGAAUGUAAUUGAGAAAGAGCAAGUGGUUGCUCCUAAAUUUAUUGAGCGAUUCAGCACCGUGAGUAUACGAGAAGGAGAACCUGUUGUUUUGAAUGCACGCGCAGUUGGCACACCUACACCACGAAUCUCAUGGCAGAAGGAUGGUGUACCAAUUAUACCCAACCCAGAACUACGAAUUUAUACCGAAGGUGGGGCCUCGACAUUAGACAUUCCGAGAGCCAAGGCGUCGGAUGCGGCAUGGUAUCAGUGCACAGCUCAGAAUGUCGCAGGUUCCACAGCUACUAGGGCAAGGCUUUAUGUAGAAGUACCUAAAGAGCCUCCGCCUGAACAAAAACGUCUGCACUUCCCACGGCCUACAAAAAUAAUUGAACCAGAACCUGCACCAGGCCCUGAAAUCAUUUACUUGAGGCAUGUGGAAAGAGCACGACCAUUCGUUCCUCCAGGUGAGGAGGACCGAAUUUACCCUCCUCCUCAGUUUAUUGUGCCCUUGAAGAGUGUAUCACAAACAGAGGGGGGUAAAAUACACUUUGAAACAAGAAUAGAGCCAGUGGGUGAUCCAUCAAUGAAAAUAGAAUGGUUAAGAAACGGCCAAAGCAUAGAAGCAAGUUCUAGGUUCACAUCAAUAUUCAGAUUUGGUUAUAUAUCCUUAGAUAUGCUUAGCUUGAACAUUCAAGAUAGUGGGGAAUACACUUGCAGAGCAAUCAGUGCGACUGGUGCUGCGGAAACUAAGGCCAUACUACAAGUAACGCCUAGAGCCACUAUUGAGAGAACUAGUCAACACCCUGAGAGUUUGCAAUACAUUCAACAACUGGAAGAUUAUUCAAAAUAUCAACAUCAAGAAUCAAUUGAAGAGCAAACGUCUCAAAGACCUCAGUUUAUCAGACCCUUACAAGAUCUUGGUGAACUUCAAGAAGGGCGUAAUGCUCAUUUUGAAGCACAACUGACACCUGUAAGUGAUCCUACUAUGCGAGUUGAAUGGUACAAAGAUGGAAAGUCAAUCACAGCUAGCUCGCGAAUCACAGCAAUCUUCAACUUCGGAUACGUCUCCCUUAACAUCAUGCACCUACGGGUUGAAGAUGCAGGUUCGUACACAGUUAGAGCUGUGAAUAAACUUGGUGAAGCCAUCAGUACUGCUUCAAUAAAAGUAGCUGCUAGAAGCACAGUUACAGGUGAUCUUGGGAUACCAGAACAAAGAAGGUACAUAGAACAAACUGAGCAACUUGAAGCAUAUCAACAACAACAACAUCAAAAAUAUUAUCAAGAAGUGCCUGAAAGCACACAAAGACCAGAGUUUAAGACCCCUAUUAAAGACCAAAUAAAUAUAAAAGAAGGUGGAUUCGCCCACUUUGAGGCACGUCUUGAACCAAUUGGAGAUUCUUCGUUGAAAGUUGAAUGGUUGAAGGAUGGACGCCCAGUUGAAGCAAGUUCAAGAAUAACUACAUUCUUUAACUUUGGAUAUGUCGCAUUAACAAUUAAAUCUGUAUCCGUUCACGACGCUGGUCAUUACACAUGCCGAGCGUUUAAUGCUUUAGGGCAAGCCACAACAAGUGCUAAUCUUUCAAUUAUUACGAAGAAAGAUAUUAUAGCCGAAUCUCAACAUCCAAGUGGCUUAGAAAAAAUACAAUAUUUGGAAGACUCUAGUAGAUAUUCAAAACGUUUGGAAGAAGAAACUAAAGUUACCCAGAAGCCUAGGUUUUUAGGUCCGUUGAAGGGUACAAACAAAAUUGUAGAAGGACAGAGUGCUCAUUUUGAAGCAAGAGUAGAACCACAAAAUGAUCUUACAAUGAAUGUCGAAUGGUAUUUUAACGGGAAACAUAUAAAGUCCGCUAAUCGCAUUCAAACAUACCACGACUUUGGAUAUGUAGCAUUAGAUCUGUCUAACGUAAGAGCUGAAGAUGCUGGUGUUUACACAGUAGUUGCUAAAAAUGCUGCUGGUGAAGCACAGCUAAGCGCGUCGAUGAUUGUUGAAACACGAUCAAGUAUUGAUACAUCAAGUAUACAUCACGGCUUGUAUGAAAAAACACGACAAAUGGAGGAAUCUAAGUUCGUUGAACCUAUUUAUCAUAUUGAAGAAAUAUCAAAAUCAAAGCCUGUAUUUGUGCAGCCUUUGUCAGAUCCCAAGCCAAUAUCAGAAGGUAAAAACAUUCAUCUCGAAUGUAGACUCGAGCCAAUGGGUGAUCCCACAAUGAGAGUUGAAUGGUACCAUAACGGUAGAGCGGUAACUGUAGGAUCUCGUUUUAAAACAUACUACGAUUUUGGAUUUGUAGCACUUGAUAUUGUCCAUGCUACAUCGGCUGAUACUGGAGAGUAUACAGUUAGAGCAGUUAAUCAUCUGGGAUCCGCACAUACGUCUGCUAUGGUCAGAGUUAUUGAAAGAUCCGAUAUUGUAACGGAUACACAAAAUGAACAAGCAGUUGAACAAAUUCAAAUGCUUGAGGACGCUGCACGUCGCACAAGGCAGGUUCAAGAAGAUAUUACAGUGAUGCAAGCUCCACAAUUCUCUAGAGCCUUACAUAAUAUAGAGACUGUGGAAGGAACUAAUGUUCAUUUGGAGUGUAGACUACAGCCAGUUGGAGACCCAACGAUGAGGGUUGAGUGGUUUUGUAAUGGUAGACCUAUAAAAACUGGACAUAGGUUUAGGCCCGCAUACGAAUUUGAUUAUGUAGCUCUUGAUCUUCUUAGUGUCUACCCUGAAGAUUCUGGUGUAUACACAUGCCAAGCAACAAAUCAACUUGGCGAAGCCGUAACGUCUUGUGCUUUAAGAGUAAUAGCAAAGAAAGAUUUGAUUUUUGAAUCGCAACAUCCUUCAGGUUUAGAAAAGAUACAAUACCUGGAAGAUACAUCUCGGUACAAGAAAUCUGAGGUGGUUGACGAAAUGAUAACUAUAAAACCACAUUUUGUCACUAAACCCAAAUCCAUUGAAAAUGUUAGAGAAGGACAGCACGUUCAUUUUGAAUGUAAGCUUGAACCUGUUACCGAUUCUAAUUUAAAGGUAGAAUGGUUCAAGAAUGGACAGCCCGUAACUAUUGGGCAUAGAUUUAGGCCCAUUCAUGAUUUUGGAUAUGUCGCCCUUGAUAUAAUUGAUUUAAUUGCUGAGGAUUCAGGAAUUUAUACAUGUCGGGCAGUUAAUCUUCUUGGAACUGACGAAGUUAGCUGUAAGCUAAGUUGCCGAGAAACAGCUGACAUUAUUCGCGGCACACAAAAUGAAGCUGGCCUUGAACAAAUUCAAGUUUUAGAAGAUAGAUCCAGGUAUCAAAAGAAUCAAUUUGUGGAUGAGAUGACCACGCAAGCCCCAAUAUUUACGACUUCUCUGAAAAAUAUUGAAAUAAAAGAAGGACAACGUGCUCAUUUUGAGUGCAGGCUAAUUCCUGUGUCUGACUCAACUUUAAAAGUGGAAUGGUAUCAUAAUAAUGAACCACUUAAGAGUGGUUCAAGAUUUACAGAAACUAACAACUUUGGAUUCGUUGCAUUAGACAUUUUUGCUUGCUUGCCCGAAGACUCUGGAACAUAUACUUGCAGAGCCAUUAACGCUCUCGGAGAAGCUGUCACAUCUGCAACAGCUAUUGUGAAUUCCAAAAAGUCAAUUUACUUGGAAUCACAGCAUGAAGAAGCUUUACCAAGGUUACAUCAACUAGAAGAUUCCUCACGGCACCACAGACCAAGUGCUCCUGAAGAUGUUGUUACUCAAGCUCCUGUGUUCACCAUGCCAAUGAGAGAUAUUAGAGUUGCGGAAAAUCAGGCUGCUCAUUUUGAAGCCAGGCUGAUUCCAGUGGGUGAUCCAAAGUUGCGAGUAGAAUGGCUUCGUAAUGGAGUGCCCAUUACAGCAUCUAAUCGUUUAACAACAAUGCACGACUUUGGCUAUGUUGCCCUUAACAUGAAGUAUGUCAAUCCUGAAGAUUCAGGAACUUAUACAUGUCGUGCUGUAAAUGACUUGGGAGAAGCUGUUACGUCAUCUACAAUGUUUGUUCAAUCUAAGGCAUCUCUUCUAUUAGAAUCACAAAAUGAAGCAGCCUUGCAAAAAAUACAACAAUUAGAAGACACAUCCCGAUAUAAGCGUAAGGAGGAUAUUGAAAUGGCUAUCAAUCAGGCUCCUCGAUUCACCACUCAGUUGAACGGGCCUUCUAAGUUGAUGGAAGGACAAAGUGCUCAUUACGAAUGUAGAAUUGAACCGUACCCUGAUCCAAAUAUGCGCGUAGAGUGGUAUUUUAAUGGUAAAGUUCUGCAAAGUGGACAUCGGUACCGCACUGCAUUCGAUUUCGGUUUUGCAGCACUCGACAUCUUGACUGUUUACGCAGAAGAUUCUGGUGAAUAUACCUGCAAGGUGAUAAAUAAUUUGGGACAAGCGGUAUCAUCAAUAAAAUUAAACGUUCAAUCUAAGGAAGGUAUCAUCCGAGAUACCCAACACGAAAGUGCUUUGGAGAAAAUUCAAUAUCUGGAAGAUGGCAGUCGAUUCAAGAAGGCUGUACAUGACGAUAGUUUCAUUGCUGAAAAACCACAGUUUGGUAAACCUAUUAAGAGCGUUGAAGCUGCUGAAGGCCAACCAAUACAUCUAGAGGCAACUUUAACUCCGGUCAAUGAUCCUACAAUGAGAGUUGAAUGGUACUGCAAUGGUAGACCAAUACAACAGGGUCACCGAUUUAAGACUACAUACGAUUUUGGAUACGUAGCUUUGGACGUGUUGUACGCAUACUCUGAAGAUUCUGGCACUUACAUGUGCAAAGCUACAAAUGCUGUUGGUGAAGCCGUAACAACCAGUUCGGUAAAAGUUGACGCUAAAGCUGGUCUGUACCUUGACACUAUGGAUGAACAACGUCUAAAGAAGAUAAGAGAGUUGGAACAAUUUGAAAGACCAAAACCGGUAGAGGAAGAAAGACCAGGACAGAGACCGGUAUUCUUAACGCCUUUGGCAAAUCUUGAAAAUCUGAAAGAAGGCGAUCACGCUCACUUUGAAUGUAGAGUUGAACCUAUAAAUGAUCCGGAUCUUAAAAUUGAAUGGUUCAUAAACGGCCAAAAAAUAAAGACUGGCCAUAGAUUCAGGACUACCCAUGACUUUGGAUAUGUGGCAUUGGAUAUAUUGUAUUCGUACUCUGAAGAUUCCGGUACUUACAUGUGUAAGGCUACAAACAAACUUGGAGAAGCAGUCAACACAUGCACGUUGAAGGUUGCAGGGCACAGAAACAUUAUUUUAGAUACGCAACAUCCUAACGGUCUUGAAAAGAUCAGACAGUUAGAAUCACAAGGGCAUCAAGCAAGAAUUGAAGUUGAAGAGCCUAAAGUUUAUCCUCCUCGAUUUAUUACUGAACUAAGAGGAACAACACAUGUUUACGAAGGACAAACCGCACAUUUCGAAUGCCAAGUUGAACCAGUACAUGACCCCAACUUGCGCAUUGAGUUCUAUCAUAACGGUAAGGCCCUGCAAUCUGCGUCAAGAUUCCAUAUCACUUUUGAUUUUGGUUAUGUGUCUUUGGAUAUCCAACAUUGUGUGCCGGAAGAUGCAGGCGAAUAUUCGGUGAAAGCUAUUAAUGCUCUUGGGCAAUGUACUUCAUCCAUAUCCAUGACAGUAACCGCAAAAGGUAGUAUUAUAAUGGAAUCGCAACGUCCAGAAGGCUUGGAGAAAAUUCGCGAGUUAGAAUCAGCUGAACCCUUCAAACGUCCAGAAAUCCCCGAACCUGUAACGAGGCAAAGGCCAGUUUUUACGCAGCCAUUACAAAAUAUUGACAAUAUUCAAGAAGGUGAAACUGCUCACUUUGACUGUAGACUUAUCCCUGUUGGAGACCCAACACUCAAAGUAGAAUGGUUCCGAAAUGAGAAAUUGAUUGAAGAUAGCUCGAGAAUUACUAAAACACAUGAUUUUGGUUAUGUAUCAAUGACCAUACAACACGUUCGUGACGAAGAUGAAGGAGUUUAUAUGUGCAGAGCCUCAAACUUAUUAGGAGAAGCUGUAACAACUGCCGCGAUGAAAAUUAAAACUAAAGCCGCCAUUCAAAUGGAUACUCAACACCCAGAGGGGAUGAAAAAGAUUCAAAAGUUGGAGCAACCAGUGUUGAAGAAAGGUGAAGAGCCUGACCGUGAAUUCGAAAAACCAAUCUUUACUCAAGUUCUUACAGGACCUUCUGAGUUAUGGGAAGGCCAACAUGCUCAUUAUGAAGCACGCGUUGUUCCAGUUGGGGAUCCCAGCUUACGUUUUGAAUGGUACAUUAACGGUGUGGAGCUUAAAAUGGGUUCCAGAUUCCGCACAACACACGAUUUUGGAUUUGUUACACUGGAUAUAAAUUCAGUUGUGUCAGACGAUGCAGGAUUAUACAUGUGUAAAGCCAUUAACAAGGCAGGAAGUACAGUCUCGUCUACAUCUCUAAAAGUAAAAACUAAGUCGACUAUUGUUGACCAAGCGAUGAGACCGGAGUCAUGGGAAAAGAUACAACUCAAGGAAGCAGCAAUGAACCAAGUACCUGAAAUGUUUGUUGAUUUAGGAGUGCAGCAGGCUCCAAUAUUUACUACACACUUAAAGAGUUAUGAUAAACUAAUAGAAGGACAACAUGUUUACUUGGAAGCCCAAGUAGAACCACGCACAGAUCCAAAUCUUCGCAUUGAGUGGUUUAAAAACAGCGUUUCUCUAACAACUGGUUCAAGAAUAAAAAGUACAUUCGAUUUUGGUUUGGUUACCUUAUCUAUAAAUUCAGUGAGAUAUGAUGACUCCGGCAUUUAUACUUGUAAAGCAACUAACUUGAUGGGAGAAGCUGUUUCCACAGCUUCAAUAAAGAUUGAGGAUCGUCAUUGGCUUCUCGGGGAAUCUCUACAUCCUGAAUCUCUUGACCGUAUAGGAGCAUUGGAGCAACCUAAACCAGCGAAACCUGAUUCACCUGAGCCAGUAUAUGAAACACCAGUAUUCAUAACACACUUAAAUAAUAUUAUUUGCAAAGAAAGUGAUAAUAUACACUUUGAAUGUAAUGUUGAACCAUCCAGAGACCCAACUCUUAAAAUUGAAUGGUUCUUUAAUAACACACCUUUACCAUCGGGUACCAGAUACAAGAGUACUCAUGAUUUCAGUUAUGUUUCCUUAGAUAUAAUGCAUACAUAUGAAGAAGAUUCAGGUAUAUACACGUGUAAAGCUACAAAUAGUAAGGGCUCAGCUACCACAUCAGGUUCCUUGCGUUGUACUGGAUAUAAACAUAUAUACUUUGAUACACAACAUCCACAAGGUAAAGCUGGUCUCGAAGCAGUAGAACAAGCCGAAGAAGCUCGACUUUCUAAAGGCAGAAGACCAUCUGUACCAGAUGCAGAAUAUCCUAAGCCUGAGUGGGUGGUUCCCGUCGCAGCUGAACAUAAACUCAUUGAGGGGCAACCGCUCCACUUAGAAGGUCAAGUUGAACCUAAGAAUGAUCCUGAUCUAAAAAUUGAAUGGUACUUCAAUGGUAAAGUAUUAGAACAAGGCUCCAGAUUUAAGCUCGCUAGCGAUUUUGGUUUUGUCACAUUGGAUGUGACAGAUGUAUAUGAAAGGGAUAGUGGAAUUUACACCUGCAAAGCUUAUAACAAGCGCGGCGAAGCUUUCACUUCAUCCACUAUUUACUGUACCAGUAAGGAAAACCUAAUCGAGCGAACGCAACAUCCCAAAGGAAAAGAAGGACUAGAAAAAAUCCAAAAUCUCGAAGAAUCACUUCGUAAAGAACCCAGUCAAAAGCCAGAUGAUGACACAGGAAGAGCUCCAGAAUUUACUACUGUAUUCCAGGAUAUUUUAGAUAUAAACGAAGGACAAAUUGCCCAUUACGAGGCUUCUCUUAUUCCAACUGGAGAUCAAACUAUGAUCAUAGAGUUCUUCUAUAAUGGUCAUGCAAUAGAAGCAAGUCAUCGUAUUCGAACUGUUUAUGCCUUUGGAAUGGUAGUUCUUGAAAUUCUGGGAACAAAAACAUCUGAUUCAGGUGUAUAUUCUUGCCGUGCUACAAACAAAUGGGGCCAGGCUGAAAUAAGUGUAAAAUUAGAAUGCGUUGACAAAAGCAAAGGUCAAAAGCCGAGGUUUACAACACAUAUUAAAAAUAUUGAGGGUCUUAAAGAUGGACAAUCAGCCCACUUUGAAUGUACGGUAGUCCCAGUUGAUGACCCUGAUAUGAAGGUUGAAUGGUAUCAUAAUGGUCAGCCUAUGCGCCAUUCUAACCGAAUUAAAACAAUAUCAGACUUUGGUUUCGUUGUCCUCGAUAUUGCAUACACGCAAAAUCAUGAUUCUGGUGAAUACGUUUGUAGGGCAUAUAAUAAGUAUGGAGAAGACUUUACUAAAGCAACUAUUAAUUGUUAUGGUAGAGGAGGCGUCUACUCUGAUAGCCUUCAGCCUGAAUCAUUAGCUAAAAUUAGGGAAAUGGAGAGUUUACAAGGAAUUCAGCAACAGGCCCCAGCCACAGCCUCAGCCGUGCCCCCUCAGUUCAUAACUCAAAUACAAGAUGUUACUAAAUUGGUUGAAGGCCAAAGCGCCCAUUUCGAGGCUAGACUUGUGCCCGUCGACGAUCCAGAUCUUAAAGUCGAAUGGUUCUAUAAUGGAAAAAAAUUGCCACAUGGCCACAGGUACAGAACCUUCCAUGACUUUGGUAUCGUUAUCCUCGAUAUACUAUAUUGUUAUGAAGAGAACUCUGGAGAGUAUGAGUGUGUUGCUACGAAUAAACUAGGUCGUGACUCAACAAAGGCGACGUUGAAAUGUACCUCGAAGGAAAAUUUGAUCUUGGACUCGCAGCUACCGCGGGGCAUGGAGGGUGGUUUAGAGAAAUUACAGACACUAGAAGAUUCUAUGAUACGAAGGAAAGACGUCGAAGUUACGGAGGCUCGAGGAAAAGCUCCUGUUUUUACCGUGCCAUUAUCAAAUAUUGAAACUCUAAGAGAAGGUGAAAAUUCUCACUUUGAGGCUCGUCUCACUCCAACUGAUGAUCCAAACCUUAAGGUUGAAUGGUAUUGGAAUGGCAAGUCAUUAAAGGCUGGUUCAAGAUUUAGAACAUUUUGCGAUUUUGGAUUUGUUAUACUUGAAAUUUCACCAACCUACCCUGAGGACUCUGGAGAAUAUAUGUGCAGAGCUCACAACAAUUAUGGUGAGGCUGUAACUACAGCUACAAUGAAGGUACAAGGAAAGCGAAAUAUAAUCUUAGACUCCCAAUUACCUAAGGGUAUGGAAGGAACAAUUGACAAAAUUGCUGCUCUCGAGGGCUAUUCUGGUACCGCGGAUAAUUUAAGCCCUGAAGUUGAAAGUGGAAGUCCGCCAGAAUUUGUCACUACUCCUUCUGAUCUUAUUUUAUCAGAAAAUUCUUCUGCACAUUUCGAAUGUCGUUUAGUCCCAGUCAACGACUCUAGCAUGAGAGUAGAGUGGUUCCACAAUGGAAAAGCGCUUUUAACUGGAUCAAGAGUUAAGACAAUUAACGACUUUGGAUUUGUUAUAUUGGAAAUAGGUGGAGUUUAUCAACGUGAUGCUGGCCUCUACACCUGCAAAGCCACAAAUCGGCAUGGUGAGGCUACAGUUUCAUGCAAAUUACAAGUCAAAGGAAGGCAAGGAAUCAUUCUUGAGCCACAACUGCCAAGUCAAUUUAAAACUGGUACAGAAAGCAUUCAAAGACUCGAAGAAACAUUGCAUAAGCGUGAAGAGAUAACCAUUGAAGAUGAAAAGCCUAACCCACCAAAAUUCAUCGUUGAUAUUAAGGAUAAUCUGGACGUAGUUGAGGGUGGACCUAUUCACUUUGACUGUAGAGUGGAACCUGUUGGUGAUCCAACUAUGAGAAUUGAUUGGUUCCAUAAUGGAAGACCAUUUGCAACUGGUUCUAGAGUUCAUAUGUUAAAUGAUUUUGGUUUUAUAGCUUUGGAUAUCGAUUAUAUUUAUACCCGUGAUGUGGGAGAAUAUACAUGCCGCGCCACGAAUAAGUGGGGUUCAGCUACCACAACUGCAAAGAUUACUUGUAGUACUAAACGCGAUAUUAUUUUGGAAUCACAGCUGCCUCAGGGUAUGAGUGGAGAGAAAAUUAAGGAACUCGAAAGGGGUCGAGUGAGUGAUGUUCCCAAAGAAGAUAAAUUAAUAAGCAGUCCUCCCAAAUUCAUUACUCAAAUACAAUCGCAUACUAUAGAAGAAUCGGAAUCAAUACGCUUCGAAUGUCGUGUAGAACCAAAAGAAGAUCCUAGGCUACGCAUUGAAUGGUAUAGGAAUGGUAAAUUGCUACCGUCUGGUCAUCGUUUCCGAACAGUAUAUGAUAUGGGAUUCGUUUCAUUAGAUAUACUGUAUGUAUACGCUGAAGAUUCUGGAGAGUACGUAUGUCGGGCGGUUAACGAGUUUGGAGAAGAUUUUACCAAGGCUACAGUAUCUUGCAAAAGUUUACCGGAUAUCAUUCUACAAAAUCAAGUACCAAAGGGAAUGAAGAAAUCAGAAGCCUUGACCCAAAUGGAGGCUACCAUCAAAAGAUAUAUGUCAGAGAGUUUCCUCACCGAAGAAGAUCUUUACGAUGCGGAUAAAAAACAGCCACCACGAUUUGUUACUCAGAUCCAAAGUCAAACAAAUCUUGUUGAGAUGCACAGCACUAAGUUUGAUUGUCAGUUGGCUCCAGUUGGCGACCCUAACAUGAAAGUCGAAUGGUUCUUCAAUGGAAAACCUUUAUUGCACAAGACACGGUUUACACCUAUAUACGAUUUUGGUUAUGUUGCUAUGAAUUUCGGCUGGGUUUAUCCCGAGGAUAGUGGAGAGUACCUUUGUCGGGCCACGAAUUUGUACGGCAUGGAUGAGACCAGAGCUGAGAUUAAGGCAACAGGAAAACCAGGAAUUGUAUAUGAUUCGCAAUUACCUAAACAUAUGAAGAGUAUUGAAAAGAUCAGAGAAAUGGAAGCAUCUUGGCAAGCGUUACCAGAUCAACCUUCAGAAGCAGUGAAAGACCGUGCUAAGCCAACAUUUAUGAGCUAUCCCGAACCAAUGACCGUGGAAGAAGGAGAAUGGGCAAGAUUCUGCUGUCGCGUUACAGGACAUCCUAAGCCUCGUGUCAUGUGGCUUAUCAACGGAAACACUAUUGUCAACGGCUCCAGAUAUAAAUUAACUUAUGAUGGAAUGUAUCACUUCGAUAUACCUAAAACUAGACAAUACGACACUGGAAAAAUCGAAGUAAUCGCUAGAAGUUCUGUUGGCGAGGCAUUAGCUACGACCGAAUUGAAAGUCAUUCCGAGACACGAUGAUUAUAGAAGCGUAUUGAAAAAUGCGCCAAGACCUUGGUACGAUGAAACCACACAAUAUCAGCGCUCUGAUACUGAAUUAGAAAAAACUUUUGAAGAGAGACAAACUGUGCAACGCAAGGGAGUUAUUGAUCACAGACCCGAGUUGAAAGCGAAGGUAAUUAAAGAGCCUGAAACAGAAUGGCAACACGCUGUAAAGAGGAAGAAGGGUGAAGACUAUUACAAUAAACUUCAAGAGCUUGAAAAUGAACAAAUUGUUAAGGAAAGUCGGCUUCGAGAGUCUUCACACCAGUAUGCUAUCCCUGGUGAAAAGGUUGCUAGCUCUUCCCUUGCAAAAAGUAUGGCGCAACAAUAUCAAGACAAUCUAGAACAAACGGAGGAAGUCAAUGAAAAACAAACUGUUCAUAAAAAAAUUCAGAAACCUAGACUUCCUGGCCCAUCCGAAUCAACUGUUCAUGGCAAGGAGGUUCAUGUAGCCAAGCAGAAGCAAAUACAAAAGGAAGUAGUCGGCGAUACUGAAAUCACUCGCAAAAUCACAUCCACUGAAACAACUGAGGUUGAACACAAAGCUCAAACACAGGAACGAGUUGUUGAGGGCCCAGUGAAGCCAAGCAUACCACCCGUAUUCACUAAAAAGAUGCAACCUUGUCGGGUAUUCGAACAUGAACAAGCAAGAUUUGAGGUCGAAUUUGAUGGUGAACCGUUACCAACAAUUAAAUGGUAUCGAGAGAACUUCCCAAUCAAUAACUCUCCUGAUUUCCAAAUACACACUUUUGGAACCAAAUCCAUAAUAAUAAUAAGACAAGUAUUUGUCGAAGAUUCCGCUGUAUUUGCUGCGGUGGCUGAGAAUAGGGGUGGAACUGCAAAAUGUAGUGCUAACUUAGUCGUAGAGGAACGUAGACGCCAAGGUAGAGGUGGAGCAGCGCCACCUAGCUUCACAUUGACGGCUCAAAGUGUUAAUGUUAUCGCUGGUCAGCUCGUAAGAUUAGACACUAAAGUAACAGGAACGAAACCAAUUGAUGUCUACUGGCUGAAAAAUGGUAAGAAAGUACAACCAGAUAUUAGAAAUAAGAUUCUUGAAGAAGACGGAACCUACACACUCCUUAUUCUUGAAGCAUAUCCACAAGAUUCUGGAAAAUAUGAGUGUGUUGCAAUUAAUAAUGCUGGUGAAGCCAGGUGUGAUGCUGAAUGUACUGUUACUGCUCCGGCUACUAAAGAAAAGCCAAAACAGCAUACUAAAGCUGCUAAUGCACCACCAGAAGUAAUUGAGCCGUUGAAAGAUCGUUCAGUUACUGAAGGACAAGCGAUUGAUUUUAGUUGCAAAAUAAUUGGUAAACCAACACCAACAGUGCAAUGGUACAAAGGCGAUAAAUUGAUAAAACGGUCAAAAUAUUUCCAAAUGUCCAGUUCUGCGGACGAUUAUACACUUCGUAUAUCUGAAGCUUUCCCAGAAGAUGAGGGUGACUAUCGCUGUGUUGCAUAUAAUUCUGCUGGCAGAGUUACAGUUGCUGCGAAACUUAAGGUGUUGCAGCCAGAUCAAGCUGAUAACUUACCCUCCUUAACUCAGCUGCGAGAUGUCGUUGUCUUCGAAGGCCAACCAGCACAGUUCAAGACUCAAAUCACGAGCAAAAUAACGCCAACAAUUCAAUGGUUACGAGAGGGUUGUCUUAUUCCAUCAACACCAGAUUUCCAAAUGAUCCAUGAGGGCAAUAAUGCAGUGUUGUUAAUUGGUAGCACUUACGAAGAGGACACCGGAGUGUACACGUGUCGUGCUACAACGGCCACCGGACAAGUGGAGACGUCUGCUAAACUUGUCGUCAAAAAGUCAUCUAAAUUAAAAAAGAAAACGAUACAUGAAGACAAAGUGGAAAUUGAAGAUUUAAAUUCCAAUGAAAUAAACAAAUCUGUACAUCGUGUAGAAUAUUCAACAUCCGAAGAUACAAAUAUUUUAAGAUUAAACAAUUCACAAGAUGUUCUUACACGGAAAAUGAGUAACGUCCCAUGGAGGAAAACAGGUUUGGAGCAAAACGUACAAACAAAAUAUGAACAAAAAUUAGAAACUAAAACAUGGCGAAAGAAUCGUGAGCAUCAAAGUACUUUUAAAGACAAAUAUUCAAAUUUUGAAGACCGUAACAUACUUCAAAUCGAUCAGGAUGAAUCUAUUUCAACAACUUUAAAAUGUAGAAAGGACCAUGAAAAUAUUCAAGAGGAUUUGUUUGAGGGUCGGAAUGAUAAAUUAGAAAGUCUGAAACAUAAACAAAGGAGAGAUUCAAUCGAUACAAAACGCAAAGAGGCAGUACCAUGGACUAAAGAAGCGAUAAAACUUAAACCUGCUAAAAUUGUAAAAGCUCCAAUUGCAAAAGAACAAAUAGAAGAUGUUAUUUUAAAACCUCUGAAAACAAUUGUUAUAGACGAAUGUUUUACAUCGGAAGAAGAUAUGGUUAUCCUGAAAAUAACGGAACAAAAAGAAAAUAAAGAAUCGCAACUAUCCAAUGAGACAAAGAGUCUUGUAGAUGAAACAAAGUCUCCGAGUGCUAAACCAGCUGAAGAAUUGGUUUUGAAGCCCAUACCUAAAUCGAAAAAAGCGCCAAAUGAAGACAAGCCUGAAGAAGUUCGAUUAAUGCCUAUAAAGAAGGAGUCACACGUUGAAGAGAUAAAAACAGAGGAAGUAACUUGGCGAAAAGGCCAAAGGAAACCCAAAGAGCAACAACCUGCUGAAGAAGUGGUUUUGAAGCCGAUACCAAAAUCCAUACAAGAGCUAAAAGAAGAAAAACCUGACGAAGUUAAAUUAAAACCUGUUAAGAAAGAGACAGAGGUUGAAGAGAUCAAAACAGAGGAAGUAACUUGGCGAAAAGGUCAAAGAAAACCUAAAGAGCAACAACCUUCUGAAGAAGUGGUUUUGAAGCCGAUACCAAAAUCCAUACAAGAGCCAAAGGAAGAGAAGCCUGAAGAAGUUAUAUUGAAACCUGUGAAGAAAGAGACAGAGGUUGAAGAGAUAAAUACAGAGGAAGUAACUUGGCGAAAAGGUCAAAGGAAACCCAAAGAGCAACAAACUGCUAAAGAAGUGGUUUUGAAGCCGAUACCCAAACCGAUACAAGAGCCAAAGGAAGACAAGCCUGAAGAAGUUCUAUUGAAACCUGUUAAGAAAGAGAUGGAGGUUGAAGAGAUAAAAACAGAGGAAGUGACUUGGCGAAAGGGUAAAAGGAAGCCCAAAGAAGAACAACCUCCCGAAGAAGUGGUUUUGAAGCCGAUACCCAAACCGAUACAAGAGCCAAAGGAAGACAAACCUGAAGAAGUAAUAUUAAAACCGGUGGAAAAAGAGACAGAGGUUGAAGAGAUAAAAACAGAGGAAGUAACUUGGCGAAAAGGUCAAAGGAAACCCAAAGAGCAACAACUUGCUGAAGAAGUGGUUUUGAAGCCGAUACCAAAAUCCAUACAAGAGCCAAAAGAAGAGAAGCCUGAAGAAGUUCUAUUGAAACCUGCAAAGAAAGAGACACAGGUUGAAGAAAUAAAAACAGAGGAAAUUACUUGGCGAAAGGGUAAAAGGAAGCCCAAGGAAGAAAAACCUGCUGAAGAAGUGGUUUUGAAGACGAUACCCAAACCGAUAGAAGAGACAAAGGAAGAGAAGCCUGAAGAAGUUCUAUUGAAACCUGUUAAGAAAGAGACGGAGGUUGAAGAGAUAAAAACAGAGGAAGUAACUUGGCGAAAGGGUAAAAGGAAGCCCAAGAAAGAACAACCUGCUGAAGAAGUGGUUUUGAAGCCGAUACCCAAACCGAAACAAGAGCCAAAAGAAGAGAAGCCUAAAGAAGUUCUAUUAAAACCUGCUGAGAUAAAGAAAGAUGUUGAAGAGGUUACAACAGAGGAAGUGAGUUGGCGAAAGGGUCAAAGAAAACCCAAAGAGCAACAACCUGCUGAAGAAGUGGUUUUGAAGCCGAUACCCAAACCGAUUCAAGAGCCAAAGGAAGAGAAGCCUGAAGAAGUUAUAUUGAAACCUGUGAAGAAAGAGACAGAGGUUGAAGAGAUAAAAACAGAGGAAGUAACUUGGCGAAAAGGCCAAAGGAAACCCAAAGAGCAACAACCUGCUGAAGAAGUGGUUUUGAAGCCGAUACCAAAAUCCAUACAAGAGCCAAAAGACGAGAAGCCUGAAGAAGUUAUAUUGAAACCUGCAAAGAAAGAAACACAGGUUGAAGAAAUAAAAACAGAGGAAAUUACGUGGCGAAAGGGUAAAAGGAAGCCCAAGGAAGAACAACCUGCUGAAAAAGUGGUUUUGAAGCCGAUACCCAAACCGAUAGAAGAGCCAAAGGAAGAGAAGCCUGAAGAAGUUCUAUUGAAACCUGUUAAGAAAGAGACGGAGGUUGAAAAGAUAAAAACAGAGGAAGUGACUUGGCGAAAGGGUAAAAGGAAGCCCAAAGAAGAACAACCUGCUGAAGAAGUGGUUUUGAAGCCGAUACCCAAAUCGAUACAAGAGCCAAAGGAAGACAAGCCUGAAGAAGUUCUAUUAAAACCUGCUGAGAUAAAGAAAGAUGUUGAAGAGGUUAAAACAGAGGGAGUGAGUUGGCACAAGGGUCAAAGAAAACCCAAAGAGCAACAACCUGCUGAAGAAGUGGUUUUGAAGCCAAUACCAAAAUCCAUACAAGAGCCAAAGGAAGAGAAGCCUGAAGAAGUUAUAUUGAAACCUGUGAAGAAAGAGACAGAGGUUGAAGAGAUAAAAACAGAGGAAGUAACUUGGCGAAAAGGUCAAAGGAAACCCAAAGAGCAACAACCUGCUGAAGAAGUGGUUUUGAAGCCGAUACCAAAAUCCAUACAAGAGCCAAAAGAAGAGAAGCCUGAAGAAGUUCUAUUGAAACCUGCAAAGAAAGAGACACAGGUUGAAGAAAUAAAAACAGAGGAAAUUACUUGGCGAAAGGGUAAAAGGAAGCCCAAGGAAGAACAACCUGCUGAAGAAGUGGUUUUGAAGCCGAUACCCAAACCGAAAGAAGAGCCAAUGGAAGAGAAGCCUGAAGAAGUUCUAUUGAAACCUGUUAAGAAAGAGACGGAGAUUGAAGAGAUAAAAACAGAGGAAAUAACUUGGCGAAAGGGUAAAAGGAAGCCCAAGGAAGAACAACCUGCUGAAGAAGUGGUUUUGAAGCCGAUACCCAAACCGAUAGAAGAGCCAAAGGAAGAAAAGCCUGAAGAAGUUCUAUUGAAACCCGCAAAGAAAGAGACACAGGUUGAAGAAAUAAAAACAGAGGAAAUUACUUGGCAAAAGGGUAAAAAGAAACCAAAAGAAGAGCAACCUACUGAAGAAGUGGUUUUGAAGCCAAUACCCAAACCGAAACAAGAGCCAAAGGAAGAUAAGGCUGAAGAAGUUAUAUUGAAACCUGCACAGAAAGAAACACAGGUUGAAGAAAUAAAAACAGAGGAAAUUACUUGGCGAAAGGGUAAAAGGAAGCCCAAGGAAGAACAACCUGCUGAAGAAGUGGUUUUGAAGCCGAUACCCAAACCGAUACAAGAGCUAAAAGAAGAGAAGCCUGAAGAAGUUCUAUUGAAACCUGUUAAGAAAGAGACGGAGGUUGAAGAGAUAAAAACAGAGGAAGUCACUUGGCGAAAGGGUAAAAGGAAGCCCAAGGAAGAACAACCUGCUGAAGAAGUGGUUUUGAAGCCGAUACCCAAACCGAAACAAGAGCCAAAGGAAGAUAAGCCUGAAGAAGUUAUAUUGAAACCUGCACAGAAAGAAACACAGGUUGAAGAAAUAAAAACAGAGGAAAUUACUUGGCGAAAGGGUAAAAGGAAGCCCAAGGAAGAACAACCUGGUGAAGAAGUGGUUUUGAAGCCGAUACCCAAACCUAUAGAAGAGCCAAAGGAAGAAAAGCCUGAAGAAGUUCUAUUAAAACCCGCAAAGAAAGAGACACAGGUUGAAGAAACAAAAACAGAGGAAAUUACUUGGCAAAAGGGUAAAAGGAAGCCCAAAGAAGAGCAACCUGCUGAAGAAGUGGUUUUGAAGCCGAUACCCAAACCGAAACAAGAGCCAAAGGAAGAUAAGCCUGAAGAAGUUAUAUUGAAACCUGUUAAGAAAGAGACAGAGGUUGAAGAGAUAAAAACAGAGGAAAUUACUUGGCAAAAGGGUAAAAGGAAACCAAAAGAAGAGCAACCUGCUGAAGAAGUGGUUUUGAAGCCAAUACCCAAACCGAAACAAGAGCCAAAGGAAGAUAAGCCUGAAGAAGUUAUAUUGAAACCUGCACAGAAAGAAAAACAGGUUGAAGAAAUAAAAACAGAGGAAAUUACUUGGCGAAAGGGUAAAAGGAAGCCCAAGGAAGAACAACCUGCUGAAGAAGUGGUUUUGAAGCCGAUACCCAAACCGAUAGAAGAGCCAAAGGAAGAGAAGCCUGAAGAAGUUCUAUUGAAACCUGUUAAGAAAGAGACGGAGGUUGAAGAGAUAAAAACAGAGGAAGUCACUUGGCGCAAGGGUAAAAGGAAGCCCAAGGAAGAACAACCUGCUGAAGAAGUGGUCUUGAAGCCGAUACCCAAACCCAUAGAAGAGCCAAAGGAAGAGAAGCCUGAAGAAGUUCUAUUGAAACCUGUUAAGAAAGAGACGGAGGAUGAAGAGAUUAAAACAGAGGAAGUAACUUGGCGAAAGGGUAAAAGGAAGCCCAAAGAAGAGCAACCUGCUGAAGAAGUGGUUUUGAAGCCGAUACAAGAGCCAAAGGAAGAGAAGCCUGAAGAAGUUCUAUUGAAACCUGCAAAGAAAGAGACACAGAUUGAAGAAAUAAAAACAGAGGAAAAGAAAUCAACUCAUGAAAGUAAAGAAUUUGGGCCAAUAAUAAUCCUACCUAUUCAAGCAGCUAUUGUAAAAGAAAACGAUGAUUUCCAACUUUUAGUAAAGUUUAAUGAUGUAAAUAUUACUAAAGUGGUGUGGUACUGCAAUAAUAACGUACUGGAAGAUAAUGAUGACUGCUGCAUUACUACAGAAAACGGAACUUCCAUUAUAAGAAUUAAUAGGGUUAAUAAAAAGAAAAUAGGCAAAUAUGAAGUCGUUAUCGAAAAGGAUGGUAUCAUUGCCAAAUCUGCUUGUUCUGUUAAAAUGAAAAAGUCCUUAGAUACCGAAGAUAUCAUUCCACCAAUUUUUCUUCGACCUUUAAAUCCCAAGAGGGUUAUUUUAGGUGACAUAGUCCUCAUAGAAACGGAAGUAAUCUCAAUGCCUUGCGCCUCGUUCCAGUGGUUUUUAGGUAAUAAGGAAGUCACAAGUUACAUCAAGGAAAAUAGAUUGCAAGGCAAAAUAUAUAUAACAAGUGGAGAAAACGUUUCAUGUCUCUGUAUAGAAAAUAUAACUUCUGAUAUGACAGGUAUAAUAACAUGCAGAGCAGAAAAUUUCGCUGGAUCUGUAUCAACUUCAUCUUCCCUUCUCGUUGAGGAUUAUACAGAGACUGAAUUUGGAAAAGCUCCUGUAUUCAUUAGUCCUUUGAAAUCGACUACAGUCAUGGAUGGUGAUCCCAUUUUACUUAAGUGUAUUGUUAUUGGUGAACCUUGGCCAAAAAUCAGUUGGUUCCAAAACGAAACGCCUAUUACAGUGGCUCGAGAUAUUACUAUAGGCCGCCAGGAAUCAGGAUUGUGUGAACUAUCCAUAAAAGAAGCAUUUCCAGAAAUGUCUGGGACUUAUCGUUGCAUUGCUUCCAAUUCAUUUGGCCAGAAUAUAAGUGAAUGCGUUGUCGAUGUGGAAGCAUAUGAGUAUGUACCGAGUGCAUCUGAAGAGGAAGUGAGUGAUGAGAGAACUAGUGAUAUUGAAGAGUUUGCUCCAAGAAUUGUUAAAGCUCUCCCUAUUGUUGUUAAAACACAUGAGGGAGAAUUGACAAGGCUUGAAGCUAGAGCUAUAGGUAUGCCAAAACCUCAAGUAAGAUGGUUAAAACAAGGGUUGGAGAUAAAAAAAUCUCAAGAAUAUCAAGUAGAAGAAAUGGAAGAUGGCACUUCCAUAUUAAUUAUAUCCGAAGUCUACGAAGAUGACACAGGCGACAUAACAUUUGAGGCUCACAAUCCGUUAGGUGUCACCACAACGAUUGCCGCUUUGUCUGUCGAGAGUUUAGUUGGGACGAAAACAUAUCGAAAACCAGAGUGGGUGACGCACAUGGAAGAUAUGGAGGAAACUUUUAAAGCUAUGCAUUCAGUACCAACGUUUAUUCAGAAUAUUCAACCUCAACAUGUUCAGGAAGGAGACAGUGUUACACUUGAGGCAGUUUUUAGUGGUUCCCCUAAACCAGAAAUCAUUUGGUACAAAGACGAAAAAGCUAUAAAAAGUAACAGAAACUUAGAAAUAGUAACGCAUGAAAAUAAAACAAUUUGCAAGAUAGCCAAAGUAAAUAAAUCACAGGAAGGAACUUACACGUGUAAAGCGGUUAGUGAUGUAGGCACGGCCGUUACCAAAGCACAAUUGCAGGUAUAUAAAGGAAUUGAACACAUUGAAAAAACUAAAACAAAGAAAGCUAAAUCUGUUAAAGUUGAAGAAUAUCGUGCACAGAAUGCCUCUGAGAAUAUCGAAGAUAUUUCUAGUUCAAUAAUAAAGUCUGAAAAUAUGGUAAUAGAAAGUACUGAAGAAUUACAACAAGUUCUUGAAAUGAAGAAUACGGCUAAGGUUGUUCUUACUGAAGCAAGACAUGUUGAAACAAUUGAUAUCUCUACACUUAAAAAAACUGAUUCGAAGGAGAAGCCAAUAGAGAAAGAAAAUUUUGAAAAAAUUGAACCCGUUUUAACUCCCAAUGAACAUAUAAUUUCAUCGCAACAAUUGAGUGAUGAAGUAGCACAAACACUGGAAAAGUUAUCUUAUGACCUAGAAAAGGGGGUCUCUACACAAGAAGUCAAUUCACGAAUGGUUGCUGAAAUAAAUGAGUUACUAGAAGUAAUAAAUGCAAAAGAAUUUGGCCCAGGUGAAUCUCCGUUACGGGAACUUGCUACAAUUGGAUACAUGUUAAGGAAUGGCGUUACUGUUGAUGUUAUAGAAAGCUUGUAUGACUCUCAGCGUUUCCCAUCUUUGCGCAUGCCACAGUCACAAUCCGCACUGGUGCAGUUAGUUGAAAGGCAGGGUCACGGAGCGCUUAUAACAGAAGUACUUACUGAGGAGUCCGCAGACAGUGAAGACAUUAUAGCAGCGAAAGUGGGAUUUAAAGCUUUUAUGAAGAUGGUUGAAUUGAAACAUACCUCUGUGGAAGAAAUUAUAGCUCAUUUAUAUCCUGAAGACUUCACUCCCCGAUCCUGGGAAAAGAAAGAGGCUACUGAGGUCAUCGUUGAGUCUUCAAUAAAAGAACAUGCUAAAACUCACACAUCGCUAGCUAAACAAGAUGAUUUAACGGAACUCGAGCAGAAUAUAGUUCAAGAUAUUAAUGAGAUCAAACAAGUAAAACGCAAAAAGCACACAAAACAAAUAAAAACAUCUGAAAGUAUCGAAGAAGAAUCAAGUGCCAUAUUAUUGAAACCAACACAAACAACACACUUACAAGAAGAACUGGGAUUAAACACACUGGAUAUACAACCUUUUCCUUUUAUCAAAUCUUUACCAACUGAUUUUCACAAAAACAAUAUAGAAGUUAUUUCCUCUAGUGAAGUUUCAAGUAUAACACCAGAUAAACCUAAAAGCAAUGUGCAAGCUCAUACCAAAGUAGAUGCAAAUCUACCGUUAGUAAGCAAUUUACAACAAAUUCAAGAAAGUGAAGAAGCUUUACACAUUGUUGAAAAUCGAAAAGCCUUCGGUAAAUCAACUGUAAUCGAAUCAGAACACUUGCAAACAUCACAUGUGGACGUUAACGAUUUCAUUGAAGAAUAUUCAGAUGAAAAGUUUAAUACUGAAAACCUUACAGACAGUUAUAUUGUUCCUUUGGAGAGUCUUAAAACUGAGGAAACAGUACCCCAAAGUUCAGUGAGUACGAUUGAUACAUGUCAAAUUCAUAGAGAUAGUGCAAAAGCGGUCUCCGCAAAAUCAAUAAACUUAAGAGACGCCAUCAAUGUAUCUCAAGAAUUUGUACCAUUCAAAGAGAGUUCCUUUGAAAGCACCACAUCAAAACAUUCUGUUGCAGCUGUCUCUAUUGCACCAUUGACAGGCAUUACUACAAUAGAAGAAAUCAAGCCCGAAAUAAAAGAGCAUGAAUUAAUACAGCAUACAUUGGACAAAGCUGUUAUUCCAAAAUCCAAUUUCAAUUUACUGGAACCUAUUGUAGUUGGUGAAGUGUAUAUUGAGGAUAAAUCAGGAAAAUAUUAUCCAGAACUAAUAGUGCCUACAGAAAUGGCUAGUGCAGGUGUCACAGUUUCUAAUCAGAUAUUCACGGAAAUCCACAGUGUACAAGAAAAAGAAGGUUCAAUUGAUGAUUUUAAGCCACCUGGUACACAAGAAGCUGAAUUGAAACUAACACCUAAUGAUGGUGUAGUAGUAUCUAUUAAUACUUUGCACGACAAAGAAGGUAUACUCCCACAACACGAAACACCAAAAAAAGCUCAGGUAGAAGAAGAAUUUUCGACACAUGCAAGUCUUAGCAAUACAAUAACAACAUCACAUAUGAAGGAAAUGGAACUGCAACCAAUAGAUUACAUAGCAAAAUUUGCAAAUAUAAAUUAUAAUGAACACCAACACAAAACUAGCGAGGAAAUUCAUACACAUGAGUCUGAAAAAGUAUAUGACGAAGAUAGAAUAGUUGAUAGGAAUUUUGCAGAUGUAAAUAUAGCUGUUUUGCAUAAAAACAUUACAGAAGAAAUUCAAAUACACGAAAGCACGGAUAAAAUGCCUGUUAAAGAAGAUAAGCAACCUAUUAAAGCUAAUGUAGAUAUAAAGGAAGCUGAUUCAAUCAUUACAUCAGAAGUGGUCGAAAUGUCUACAAUGACAGAACUAAAAUUAGAAGAAAAGGAAAUAAAUGAAAAAGCAAAAGAAACAAUUACAACACAAAAUGCAAAAACAGUUAGUGCCCCUUUUGUGCAUGACCAAGAGUCAUUGGAGAUAUAUGAUUCCAGAAAAUCUGAAAAUGUGGGUAUAUCUAUGGUACCUGAAAAAUCUAUAUCAGUUUUGGAAACAGAAUCGUCGUAUUCUACUGCUAACCUACCAUCAAUGAAAAAGCCGAUCAGUCUCAAAGCGCAGGAAGCCCCUAGCCAUCUACUUAAAUCACCCCUAUCAGAAAUAAUUACAGCUGCAGAUCAAAUAAAUGAACUUAUAAAAACCGAGCAAAGUAGGGAUGUAGCGACUGAACAGAGAGAUCUAUGUGAGCAAAUAUCUGUUUCACAAAUAACAAUUAACGAGCAAGUUAACGAGUUGAAUAAAUUUGAUUUUACUAGGAAUAAUGCAAAAACUAGUAUUAUUCAAAAAGAAGGUGUGGGUGUCUUUGAAGUUGUUCCUAAUAGUAGUGAGUCUUUACUUCCUGAGGAUAAGAUUGUAAAAGAUACAUGUGCAAAUAUUGAUAUUGACGUAUCUCAUAAAAUACCUGUCACUUUAGAAAUAAGUCCACGUGAAACUGUAGAUUUAUUAAGUGUACAUCGACCUGAUACAAAGGAAGCAAAAAUUCAAUCUACCACUUUAUCAUCUUUAGUUGUGUCCGAAACUAAAUCCUUAGAUAGUCAAAGUAUCUUACAACAAUUUGAAGGUCCUAAUGCAAAAUCUAUUAAUUCGGAACUUAUUCCACUUGGAGAUAUUGUUAAUAUUACAGAAACUUUAUGUUCUGAAAAGGAAGGUAAACUUUUGAAAGGUGACGCCCCUGAACUUUACGAAGCUUUACAAAAUGUCAUUACUCUACCUGUUGCAAUGGCUACCGAGUAUGUUGUUGAUUCGAGUGUAGGCUAUACGCAAAAUACUGAUGAUGCUUCUCAAUAUAAAAAAGCAAAAGUAGAAAAUCUGUUGCAUAAAGAGGUUGUUGUAAAUACUAUUAAUUAUAAUGAAAUAGAAAGUCCUUUGGAAAAUAAGAAGCCUAACAAGCAAAUAGCAUCUCAAAAUAUAACGGAAUUACAGGGAAUAGUAGUGGAAGAAAAUAAGGCAGAAAUAACUCCUUCAGAGUUAAGUACUAACGUCACAUCAGAAGCCAAAGCAUAUCUUCAAUCAAUACCUAAUAAAGUAAUGGUACAACAAGAAACGUUUAUCAAUAUACACGAGGGGAUAUUAAAAAAUGACGAUAAAAUAUGUUUACAAAAUCCAAUAGUUUCUGUAAGUGCACUAGGCGCUCCAAAAUACGAUGAACCCAUGAUGAUAGAAAAAGAAGCUGAUAUGCCUGUUGAAAUAAUGCCAGACUACCAUAGCGCUUAUAUUUCUCUUGAUCACCACCACAGCAUUGAAACAUCAGAAGUGUUAUCACAAUCCCAUAAUUUACAACGAUUUGAUGACUUUGCAGUAUCUCUAAAAAUGGCGGAAACAAGAUUGGAGGAAAAUUAUGGAAAAACAGUUAGCACAAAAGAGAUUAUAACCAACGAAUUUCCACAGACUAUUCUUAAGGAUAUCAAUCAAGAACAAAAACCCACAGUGACACCAAUUACAAUAUAUCCGUUAAAAAAUACAGAAACUGUGGCUGCCGAAACUGAACUUGACUUAUCUUAUGAUAAAGUAACUGCGACAACAAAUAUUAUUCCACAAAUGUCUGAGCAUCAAGCUUUAAUGACGGAUACGGUGCACAUUGUUGAAAAAGAGGAACAAAUAGAAAUAACAUCAGACAAACAUCCCAGUCGAAAUGCUAAAAUUGGAAUCCUUCCAUUUAUGGGAACACUUAAUACAGAAGUAGUUCUUACCGAUGAUUUAUCCAACUUGCAUAAUAAAAAAGAGCCAAUUGGAACGGCUACAAUAUCACAAGACACGUAUCAGCGACACGUGCAAGGCGUUGAAAUACAAACAGGUGAAAAGGAAUCACCUUUUAUAACUGUAAAACACUCAAAACAAGAAGCAAAACCUUCGUUAAUGGAAUCUGUAGCAAAACAAAUACAAGAAGUUCAAAUAAAUGAAAGCGAUAAAUCGCUACCUAACAUAGUGUUGAAAACGGAUAAAAAUGUGGCUACUAUUUCUAUUAAUGAACAACAAUCAUUGCAAAAUACAGAAAUUAUUAUGCAAGAUAAUAGCGAAUCAUUGGUAGUAAUUGACAUGACAUACAAUAAAGCUAAACCUAUUCAUGAGCUUAAUGAAAGUAUACAGAAGAUGGAGCCAUAUGUAAUCGAGUCUGAAAAUGAUUUUGAUGUCAGCCUUAAACCGAAGCCUAAUUAUACAACAAGUGAAAUUGAGUUACAUAAAUCCUUAAAUAUAACAGAAAUAUUCCCAUCAGGGUUUGAUUCUCCACUAUUAAAUAAUGAAAACGAAUUUCAAAAACAUGUUGCUAUUUCAGAGAUUCUUAGUCAGUCGGAGUUGAAUACGAAUGAAAUAGUUGUGCAAGAAAGAGAGGAAGAUUUUAAUGUAGAAUAUAAUGCUAAAAGAAACUUUGCAGAAUUGAAUUUGCAAUCGUCGGAAAGUUUGAAUGUAAUGGAAGAUGUAUUAGGUGAAAAAGAAAAUACCAUUUAUGUUAAAAAAUUACCAUAUGGUGUAUUGAAUUCCGUGACUUUUGAUACUCAUCAGCAUAUUAACAUUGACGUUCAUGAACCAUCUGAAUCCGAGAAAUCAAUGAUGAAACCGGUAGCUGUAAAAGAAGAGAAAGGUAAUUUUAUUUUAGAGGUCUCUAAGCCAUUGGCAAUCACUAAAACGGAAUCUGAAGAAGUUUAUGAAAAACUGAAACCUGAAUUGACUAAAACUAAUACUGCGUCUUACAAAAUUGACUUAAAGGAUUACAUCAAUAUCGGAGAAAUUACACCCUUAGAAGACGGUAGAAGUUUCAAACAAGAUAUUAGUGAAAAGCCUCAAGUAAGUUGUUUAAAUAUAGAACCCGUAAAACCACUUUCAGUCACAGAAGUGGCAUCAUUAGAACAGGAAAAUCUUAUGGAAAAUAAGCUUGAUCAUCCAAGACAUAAAGGUGUUCCUAUUUUCGAAAUAUCUUGCCCAGUUGAAGUAAAAGAAGUACUCACAAAAGAAAGAGAGGAAGAUUUAGCGGAAUCUUUUUAUCAACCCAAAGAUGCAAAACCAGAGUAUGAUUAUGAAUCACAACGUCAUAUUAUUGUGUCUGAUACUUUCCCACAAGAAAAGGAAGAGAAUUUAGAACAUUUUACUGCGAUGUACAAAAAACCCCAGAAAAGCGAUAUUUUAACAUCAAAACACAUUACAGUCUCGCAAAGUAUACCCAUGGAGAGUGACAAUGUUCUUAACAUUGUCACUUCAACAGAAAAUAUGACUAACGAGAAAACUGCUAACGAGUCACAAGUCCUGUUAGAAGAACUGCACAAUGAAGAAAUAAACGUGAUAGAUAAUGUGAACUUCACGAAUCAAUUAUGUCAGCCUGAUGUUGAAAGAUUGAAAAAUAAUAUUACUGGAUUAAAUACUGCUCAAAAAACAGAAAUGUUUCUUCAAGAACAAACUGACAUCUUACUAGAGCUAGUUUCUAAAGGAUUUAAAGCUACACCAACAAAAUCUGCCGAGAAUGGAAUUCUCGAGACGCAGUUAUCACAAGUUAUGGAAUCUACUAAAAACAUUAUUACUGCUCCUUCACCAGUUCCUAAUAAAGUGUUAAUAGACGUCGAAGCCCAUAAAAUAAUUUCAGUUGAGGAAAAGGCAAUUCACGAAAUACCUGAAAGUAUAUUAACUGAACCAUUUAACUUGUCAAGUGCAGGUGAGUCUGUUUUUGAAUUAUUACCAAUUCAACAAUCGGAGGUUUUAUCUUUAGAUGAAAUUGGAAAAUUUGAAGGCUUGGAUACAGUUAAAGAACAAAAAGCAAAUAAAAGUCUCGUAAGUUUACAAAGUAUUGAAAGGACAGAACUCGAACCUCUUGACAGCACCAGUAGCUUAAUAAACGCUUUGAAUCCAACAUUAAGUAAAGCUUUAGUUGAUUUAGAAACCCAGACUAGCUACAUUACUACAGAAAAUUCAUGUGAGGAAACUCCAGUAGAAGCUAAAUUCGAUAAUUCAAAGCCCACAAAAAUUACUGAGCAAAUAUUAGAACUGAAAUCGUUACAACAAACUGAAAUUAUAACAAACGAACAAAUUACUGAAGGGGAAGAAGUAGCGCCAAGAGAAAAAAUAACAGCUCAAGUAAGGCCAAUUGAAUUGGAAUCCAUCAAGCAACUAGAUAUGACGGUACACGAAAGUGAAGUUAAUACGAAUUUCGAUAAGCCCGUUGUUACAGAUAAUGUUUCUGUAACUUUUUCAAUGGUGGAAGGUAUUAAUGUUUUCGAAAUAAAUCAGGAAAGUAUUCCAACGGAUAUUGAAAAAAUUGACAAUAGCCAAGAGAAAGCCCAUAAAACUCUUACACCAUUUUUACACUUACAAUGUACAGAAAAUAUUUUAACAUCAGAAGUUGAAGACUUAGAACUUCAACAAGCGCAAUUAAAAAGCUCUGCGACAAAAACAACGGCACUAUUGUCAUCUUUGAUAAUAUCUGAUAACGUACCUUUGCAAAAUGAGUCACUAUUAAUUUCCCCCACUAUCCCGGAAAAAAAGAAGGCUGAACAACAAAUUACAGGUACUCAUGUUCUAGAGAUAAGUAAAGAAUUUAUAAAUGAAGAGGCAGUCAUACAUCAAUCAGAUUCAACGAAUUUCCAUCAAGCUCGUUUUAGCAUUACGAAUCAAAAUGAAAAUUUUGCAACGAUAUCGAAGCCCCAUGUUGACUUGAUGGAUUCUGAAAGGAUGAUGUCGCCGAAGUUGAGUGAUGUUGAAGAAUGUGAAGAGAUAAUAUCAAAAUUUAUACGAGCACCUGGCCAAAAUGAACCGAUACAAAUACGAACAAAAAGAACAAUUCUACGAAAGAAGAAGCGAAGUAAUACUGAAUAUGAUGGCGAUGUGGUCAUUGAAGAAACCUUGGAUGAUGAAAAUAUCAACAAGCCCUUUGAAAAGCCUAAAAAUGACUUAAAUAUAGAAGAAUAUGAUGGAGAUGAUAUAACAAGUAUUUUAAGUACAGAUAGAAGCACAAUCGAAAUGCCGGAAGAAAUUUAUCAAAUACCAGAGAUGGCAUCUAAGGUUGAAAUACAAGAAGUCAUUGACGAUACAAGUAAAAUUAAAAUAAACAAAAUAAAUAAAGACUUCAAAAAACGUGAAGUUUCACUAAAAGAAAUUGAAAUGACUUGUAAUAAAAAUAAAACUAAACACAUCUCGACAUCCGACACAGCUCAGACCAUUGAACACGAAAUUGAACAAACAAAAGACGAAACAAUCACUCCAUUAGAGGAGACACCUCGGCUGGACAUAGCAGUUGUUGUUGAAGACACACCAGAAACAGUCAAAAUAACGGAGACAAAAACAGGAACUGGUGGGAUUAGUAAGACAAAAACAACAAAACGCAAAGUCAGAAGAAAAGAUGGCGUCGUCCAGGAGGUCACAGAGGUGGAGGUAACAGAAGGCCCACAAGAAGACUUCGAAAUAACUGAGGAACCAGUUGUUGAAGAAAUUCUUAAAACACCCGAAGGUAAGGUCAUUACUAAGACUGUCAAAAAGCGCACAAAGAAAACUAAACAUAUUACCUCGACACCUGACACUACUGAUACUACUGUACAUGAAAUUGAACAAAUAAAAGACGAAAGAACCACCCCAAUAGAGGAGACACCUCAGCUCGACUUUGCAGACGAUGUUGUAGACACGCCAGAAACAAUCGAAAUCACGGAGACAAAAACAGAAACUGGUGAUAUUCGUAAGACUAUAACAACAAAACGCAAAGUCAGAAGAAAAGAUGGCGUCGUCCAGGAGGUCACAGAGGUGGAAGUAAUAGAAGGCCCACAAGAAGACGACGAAAGAACUGAGGAACCAGUCGUUGACGAAAUAAAUAAAACACCCGAAGGUCAGGUCAUCACUACGACUGUCAAAAAAUGCACAAAGAAAACUAAACAAAUCUCGACAACUGACAUCACUGAUACAAAUGUACAUAAAAUUGAACAAAUAAAAGACGAAACAACCACCCCAUUAGAGGAGACACCUCGGCUGGACUUUUCAGACGUUGUUGAAGACAAAGGCCCACAAGAAGACGUCGAAAUAACUGAGGAACCAGUUGUUGAAGAAAUCGUUGAAACACCCGAAGGUAAGGUCAUUGCUAAGACUGUCAAAAAGCGCACAAAGAAAACAAUACAUAUCUCGACACCUGACACCACUGAUACUACUGUACAUGAAAUUGAACAAAUAAAAGACGAAACAACCACCCCAUUAGACGAGACACCUCGGCUGGACUUUUCAGACGUUGUUGAAGACAAAAGCCCACAAGAAGACGUCGAAAUAACUGAGGAACCAGUUGUUGAAGAAAUCGUUGAAACACCCGAAGGUAAGGUCAUUACUAAUAAUGUCAAAAAGCGCACAAAGAAAACUAAACAUAUUAUCUCGCGCUCUGACACCACUGAUACUACUGUACAUAAUAUUGAACAAAUAAAAGACGAAACAACCACCCCAUUAGAGGAGACACAUCGGCUGGACUUUUCAGACGUUGUUGAAGACACGCCAGAAACAGUGGAAGUCACGGAGACAAAAACAGAAACUGGUGGGAUUCGAAAGACAAAAACAAGAAAACGCAAGAUCAAAGGAAAAGAUGGCGUCGUCCAGGAGAUCACUGAGGUGGAGGUAACAGAAGGCCCACAAGACGUUGUCGAAAUAACUGCAGAACCAGUUGUUGAAGAAAUCGUUGAAACACCCGAAGGUAAGGUCAUAACAAAGACUGUCAAAAAGCGCACAAAGAAAACUAAACAUGUCUCGACACCUGACACGGCUGAAAGUACCGUACAUGAAAUUGAACAAAUAAAAGACUUAACAAUCACCCCAUUAGAAGAGACAACUCAGCUGGACAUUGCAGACGUUUUUGAAGACACGCCAGAAACAGUCGAAAUCACGGAGACAAAAACAGAAACUGGUGAGAUUCGACAGACAAAAACAACAAAACGCAAAGUCAGAAGAAAAGAUGGCGUUGUCCAGGAGAUCACUGAGGUGGAGGUAACACAAGGCCCACAAGACGUUGUCGAGAUAACUGAGGAACCAGUUGUUGAAGAAAUCGUUGAAACACCCGAAGGUAAGGUCAUAACAAAGACUGUCAAAAAGCGCACAAAGAAAACUAAACAUGUCUCGACACCUGACACGGCUGAAAAUACCGUACAUGAAAUUGAACAAAUAAAAGACGAAACAACCACCCCAUUAGAAGAGACACCUCAGCUGGAUAUUGCAGACGUUGUUGAAGACACGCCAGAAACAGUGGAAGUCACGGAGACAAAAACAGAAACUGGUGAGAUUCGAAAGACAAAAACAACAAAACGCAAGGUCAAAGGAAAAGAUGGCGUCGUCCAGGAGGUCACAGAGGUGGAGGUAACAGAAGGCCCACAAGACUUUGUCGAAACAUCUGAGGAACCAGUUAUUGAAGAAAUCGUUGAAACACCCGAAGGUAAGAUCAUCACUACAACCGUCAAAAAGCGCACUAAGAAAACUAAAUCUAUUACGACACCUGACACGACUGACACUACUGUGCAUGAAAUUGAAUCAAUAAAAGACGAAACAACCACCCCAUUAGAAGAGACACCUCAGCUGGACAUUGAAGACGUUGUUGAAGACACGCCUGAAACAGUGGAAGUCACGGAGACAAAAACAGAAACUGGUGAGAUUCGAAAGACAAAAACAACAAAACGCAAGGUCAAAGGAAAAGAUGGCGUCGUCCAGGAGGUCACAGAGGUUGAAGUUACAGAAAGCCCACAUGACUUUGUCGAAACAUCUGAGGAACCAGUUAUUGAAGAAAUCGUUGAAACACCCGAAGGUAAGAUCAUCACUACAACCGUCAAAAAGCGCACUAAGAAAACUAAAUCUAUUACAACACCUGACACGACUGACACUUUUGUACAUGAAACUAAACCAAUAAAAGACGAAACAACCACCCCAUUAGAAGAGACACCUCAGCUGGACAUUGCAGACGUUGUUGAAGACACGCCAGAAAGAGUGGAAGUCACGGAGACAAAAACAGAAACUGGUGAGAUUCGAAAGACAAAAACUACAAAACGCAAGGUCAAAGGAAAAGAUGGCGUCGUCCAGGAGGUCACAAAGGUGGAGGUAACAGAGGGCCCACAAGACAUUGUUGAAACAUCGGUGGAACCAGUUGUUGAAGAAAUCGUUGAAACACCCGAAGGUAAGAUCAUCACUACAACCGUCAAAAAGCGCACUAAGAAAACUAAAUCUAUUACGACACCUGACACGACUGACACUUUUGUACAUGAAAUUGAACCAAUAAAAGACGAAACAACCACCCCAUUAGAAGAGACACCUCAGCUGGACAUUGCAGACGUUGUUGAAGACACACCAGAAACUGUCGAAAUCACGGAGACAAAAACAGAAACUGGUGAGAUUCGAAAGACAAAAACAACAAAACGCAAGGUCAAAGGAAAAGAUGGCGUCGUCCAGGAGGUCACAGAGGUGGAGGUAACAGAAGGCCCACAAGACUUUGUCGAAACAUCUGAGGAACCAGUUAUUGAAGAAAUCGUUGAAACACCCGAAGGUAAGAUCAUCACUACAACCGUCAAAAAGCGCACUAAGAAAACUAAAUCUAUUACGACACCUGACACGACUGACACUACUGUGCAUGAAAUUGAACCAAUAAAAGACGAAACAACCACCCCAUUAGAAGAUACACCUCAGCUGGACAUUGCAGACGUUGUUGAAGACACGCCAGAAACCGUCGAAAUCAAGGAGACAAAAACAGAAACUGGUGAGAUUCAAAAGACAAAAACAACAAAACGCAAGGUCAAAGGAAAAGAUGGCGUCGUCCAGGAGCUCACAGAGGUGGAGGUAACAGAAGGCCCACAAGAAGACGUUGAAAUAACUGAGGAACCAGUUGUUGAAGAAAUUGUUGAGACACCUGAAAGUAAGAUCAUCACUAAAACUCUCAAAAAGCGCACUAAGAAAACUAAAUCUAUCACUACACCUGACACGACUGACACUACUGUGCAUGAAAUUGAACCAAUAAAAGACGAAACAACCACCCCAUUAGAAGAGACACCUCAGCUGGACAUUGCAGACGUUGUUGAAGACACGCCUGAAACAGUGGAAGUCACGGAGACAAAAACAGAAACUGGUGAGAUUCGAAAGACAAAAACAACAAAACGCAAGGUCAAAGGAAAAGAUGGCGUUGUCCAAGAGGUCACAGAGGUGGAGGUAACAGAAGGUCCACAAGAAGACGUUGAAAUAACUGAGGAACCAGUUGUUGAAGAAAUUGUUGAGACACCCGAAGGUAAGAUCAUCACAAAAACUGUCAAAAAACGCACUAAGAAAACUAAACAUAUCUCGACACCUGACACCACUGGCACUACUGUAUAUGAAAUUGAACCAAUAAAAGACGAAACAACCACCCCAUUAGAGGAAAAACCUCAGCUGGACUUUGCCGACAUUGUUGAAGACACGCCUGAAACAGUGGAAGUCACGGAGACAAAAACAGAAACUGGUGAGAUUCGAAAGACAAAAACAACAAAACGCAAGGUCAAAGGAAAAGAUGGCGUCGUCCAGGAGGUCACAGAGGUGGAGGUAACAGAAGGCCCACAAGGCAUUGUCGAAAUAACUGAGGAACCAGUUGUUGAAGAAAUCGUUGAAACACCCGAAGGUAAGAUCAUCACUAAAACUGUCAAAAAGCGCACUAAGAAAACUAAAUCUAUCACUACACCUGACACGACUGACACAACUGUGCAUGAAAUUGAACCAAUAAAAGACGAAACAACCACCCCAUUAGAAGAGACACCUCAGCUGGACAUUGCUGACGUUGUUGAAGACACGCCUGAAACAGUGGAAGUCACGGAGACAAAAACAGAAACUGGUGAGAUUCGAAAGACAAAAACAACAAAACGCAAGGUCAAAGGAAAAGAUGGCGUCGUCCAGGAGGUCACAGAGGUGGAGGUAACAGAAGGCCCACAAGAAGACGUUGAAAUAACUGAGGAACCAGUUGUUGAAGAAAUUGUUGAGACACCCGAAGGUAAGAUCAUCACUAAAACAGUCAAAAAGCGCACAAAGAAAACUAAAUCUAUCACUACACCUGACACGACUGACACUACUGUGCAUGAAAUUGAACCAAUAAAAGACGAAACAACCACCCCAUUAGAAGAGACACCUCAGCUGGACAUUGCAGACGUUGUUGAAGACACGCCUGAAACAGUGGAAGUCACGGAGACAAAAACAGAAACUGGUGAGAUUCGAAAGACAAAAACAACAAAACGCAAGGUCAAAGGAAAAGAUGGCGUCGUCCAGGAGGUCACAGAGGUGGAGGUAACAGAAGGCCCACAAGAAGACGUUGAAAUAACUGAGGAACCAGUUGUUGAAGAAAUCAUUGAGACGCCCGAAGGUAAGAUCAUCACUAAAACUGUCAAAAAGCGCACCAAAAAAACUAAACAUAUCUCGAUACCUGACACCACUGACACUACCGUACACGAAAUUGAGCAAACAAAAGACGAAACAACCAACCCAUUAGAGGACACAUCUCAGCUAGACUUUGCAGACGUUGUUGCAGACACGCCAGAAACAGUUGAAAUCACGGAGACACGAACAGAAACUGGUGAGAUUCGAAAGACAAAAACAACAAAGCGCAAGGUCAAAGGAAAAGAUGGCGUCGUCCAGGAGGUCACAGAGGUGGAGGUAACAGAAGGCCCACAAGGCAUUGUCGAAAUAACUGAGGAACCAGUUGUUGAAGAAAUCGUUGAAACACCCGAAGGUAAGAUCAUCACUAAAACUGUCAAAAAGCGCACUAAGAAAACUAAAUCUAUCACUACACCUGACACGACUGACACUACUGUGCAUGAAAUUGAACCAAUAAAAGACGAAACAACCACCCCAUUAGAAGAGACACCUCAGCUGGACAUUGCUGACGUUGUUGAAGACACGCCUGAAACAGUGGAAGUCACGGAGACAAAAACAGAAACUGGUGAGAUUCGAAAGACAAAAACAACAAAACGCAAGGUCAAAGGAAAAGAUGGCGUUGUCCAGGAGGUCACAGAGGUGGAGGUAACAGAAGGCCCACAAGAAGACGUUGAAAUAACUGAGGAACCAGUUGUUGAAGAAAUCAUUGAGACGCCCGAAGGUAAGAUCAUCACUAAAACUGUCAAAAAGCGCACCAAAAAAACUAAACAUAUCUCGAUACCUGACACCACUGACACUACCGUACACGAAAUUGAGCAAACAAAAGACGAAACAACCAACCCAUUAGAGGACACAUCUCAGCUAGACUUUGCAGACGUUGUUGCAGACACGCCAGAAACAGUUGAAAUCACGGAGACACGAACAGAAACUGGUGAGAUUCGAAAGACAAAAACAACAAAGCGCAAGGUCAAAGGAAAAGAUGGCGUCGUCCAGGAGGUCACAGAGGUGGAGGUAACAGAAGGCCCACAAGGCAUUGUCGAAAUAACUGAGGAACCAGUUGUUGAAGAAAUCGUUGAAACACCCGAAGGUAAGAUCAUCACUAAAACUGUCAAAAAGCGCACUAAGAAAACUAAAUCUAUCACUACACCUGACACGACUGACACUACUGUGCAUGAAAUUGAACCAAUAAAAGACGAAACAACCACCCCAUUAGAAGAGACACCUCAGCUGGACAUUGCAGACGUUGUUGAAGACACGCCUGAAACAGUGGAAGUCACGGAGACAAAAACAGAAACUGGUGAGAUUCGAAAGACAAAAACAACAAAACGCAAGGUCAAAGGAAAAGAUGGCGUCGUCCAGGAGGUCACAGAGGUGGAGGUAACAGAAGGCCCACAAGAAGACGUUGAAAUAACUGAGGAACCAGUUGUUGAAGAAAUUGUUGAGACACCUGAAGGUAAGAUCAUCACUAAAACUGUCAAAAAGCGCACUAAGAAGACUAAACAUAUCUCGACACCUGACACCACUGACACUACCGUACACGAAAUUGAGCAAACAAAAGACGAAACAACCACCCCAUUAGAGGAAAAACCUCAGCUGGACUUUGCCGACGUUGUUAAAAACACGCCUGAAACAGUGGAAGUUACGGAGACAAAAACAGAAACUGGUGAGAUUCGAAAGACAAAAACAACAAAACGCAAGGUCAAAGGAAAAGAUGGCGUCGUCCAGGAAGUCACAAAGGUGGAGGUAACAGAAGGCCCACAAGAAGACGUUGAAAUAACUGAGGAACCAGUUGUUGAAGAAAUCAUUGCAACGCCCGAAGGUAAGUUCAUCACUAAAACUGUCAAAAAGCGCACUAAGAAAACGAAACAUAUCUCGAUACCUGACACCACUGACACAACCGUACACGAAAUUGAGCAAACAAAAGACGAAACAACCACCCCAUUAGAGGAUACACCUCAGCUCGACUUUGCAGACGUUGUUGUAGACACGCCUGAAACAGUGGAAGUCACGGAGACACGAACAGAAUCUGGUGAGAUUCGAAAGACAAAAACAACAAAACGCAAGGUCAAAGGAAAAGAUAGUGUAGUCCAGGAGGUCACAGAGGUGGAGGUAACAGAAGGUCCACAAGAAGAUGUUGAAAUCACUGAGGAACCAGUUGUUGAAGAAAUUGUUGAGACACCCGAAGGUAAGAUCAUCACUAAAACUGUCAAAAAACGCACAAAGAAAACUAAAUCUAUCACGACACCUGACACGACUGACACUACUGUGCAUGAAAUUGAACCAAUAAAAGACGAAAAAACCACCCCAUUAGAGGAAAAACCUCAGCUCGACUUUGCAGACGUUGUUGUAGACACGCCAGAAACAGUGGAAGUCACGGAGACACGAACAGAAUCUGGUGAGAUUCGAAAGACAAAAACAACAAAACGCAAGGUCAAAGGAAAAGAUGGCGUCGUCCAGGAAGUCACAAAGGUGGAGGUAACAGAAGGCCCACAAGAAAACGUUGAAAUAACUGAGGAACCAGUUGUUGAAGAAAUCAUUGAGACGCCCGAAGGUAAGUUCAUCACUAAAACUGUCAAAAAGCGCACUAAGAAAACUAAACAUAUCUCGAUACCUGACACCACUGACACUACCGUACACGAAAUUGAGCAAACAAAAGACGAUACAACCACCCCAUUAGAGGAUACACCUCAGCUCGACUUUGCAGACGUUGUUGUAGACACGCCAGAAACAGUGGAAGUCACGGAGACACGAACAGAAUCUGGUGAUAUGCGAAAGACAAAAACAACUAAACGCAAGGUCAAAGGAAAAGAUGGCGCUGUCCAGGAGGUCACAGAGGUGGAGGUAACAGAAGGUCCACAAGAAGACGUUGAAAAAACUGAGGAACCAGUUGUUGAAGAAAUAGUGGAGACACCCGAAGACGUUGUCGUAGACACGCCAGAAACAGUGGAAGUCACGGAGACAAAAACAGAAACUGGUGAGAUUCGAAAGACAAAAACAACAAAACGCAAGGUCAAAGGAAAAGAUGGCGUCGUCCAGGAAGUCACAAAGGUGGAGGUAACAGAAGGCCCACAAGAAGACGUUGAAAUAACUGAGGAACCAGUUGUUGAAGAAAUCAUUGAGACGCCCGAAGGUAAGUUCAUCACUAAAACUGUCAAAAAGCGCACUAAGAAAACUAAACAUAUCUCGAUACCUGACACCACUGACACUACCGUACACGAAAUUGAGCAAACAAAAGACGAUACAACCACCCCAUUAGAGGAUACACCUCAGCUCGACUUUGCAGACGUUGUUGUAGACACGCCAGAAACAGUGGAAGUCACGGAGACACGAACAGAAUCUGGUGAUAUUCGAAAGACAAAAACAACAAAACGCAAGGUCAAAGGAAAAGAUGGCGCUGUCCAGGAGGUCACAGAGGUGGAGGUAACAGAAGGUCCACAAGAAGACGUUGAAAAAACUGAGGAACCAGUUGUUGAAGAAAUAGUGGAGACACCCGAAGGUAAGAUCAUCACUAAAACUGUCAAAAAGCGCACUAAGAAAACUACACAUAUCUCGACACCUGACACCACUGACACUACCGUACACGAAAUAGAGCAAAUAAAAGACGAAACAACCACCGCACUAGAGGAUACACCUCAGCUCGAUUUUGCAGACGUUGUCGUAGACACGCCAGAAACAGUGGAAGUCACGGAGACACGAACAGAAUCUGGUGAGAUUCGAAAGACAAAAACAACAAAACGCAAGGUCAUAGGAAAAUAUGGCGUUGUCCAGGAGGUCACAGAGGUGGAGGUAACAGAAGGUCCACAAGAAGACGUUGAAAUAACUGAGGAACCAGUUGUUGAAGAAAUUGUUGAGACACCCGAAGACAUUGUUGAAGACACGCCAGAAACCGUCGAAAUCACGGAGACAAAAACAGAAACUGGUGAUAUUCGAAAGACAAAAACAACAAAACGCAAGGUCAAAGGAAAAGAUGGCGUUGUCCAGGAGGUCACAGAGGUUGAGGUAACAGAAGGCCCACAAGACGUUGUCGAAAUAACUGAGGAACCAGUUGUUGAAGAAAUCGUUGAAACACCCGAAGGUAAGAUCAUUACUAAAACUUUCAAAAAGCAAACUAAGAAAACUAAAUCUAUCACGACACCUGACACGACCGACACUACUGUACAUGAUAUUGAACCAAUAAAAGACGAAAAAACCACCCCAUUAGAAGAUACACCUCAGCUGGACAUUGCAGACGUUGUUGAAGACACGCCAGAAACCGUCGAAAUCACGGAGACAAAAACAGAAACUGGUGAGAUUCGAAAGACAAAAACAACAAAACGCAAGGUCAAAGGAAAAGAUGGCGUUGUCCAGGAGGUCACAGAGGUUGAGGUAACAGAAGGCCCACAAGGCGUUGUCGAAAUAACUGAGGAACCAGUUGUUGAAGAAAUCGUUGAAACACCCGAAGGUAAGAUUAUCACUAAAACUGUCAAAAAGCGCACUAAGAAAACUAAAUCUAUCACGACACCUGACACGACUGACACUACUGUACAUAAAAUUGAACCAAUAAAAGACGAAACAACCACCCCAUUAGAAGAGACAACUCAGCUGGACAUUGCAGUUGUUGUUGAAGACACGCCAGAAACAGUGGAAGUCACGGAGACUAAAACAGAAACUGGUGAGAUUCGUAAGACAAAAAUAACAAAACGCAAAGUAAAAGGAAAAAAUGGCGUCGUCCAAGAGGUCACAGAGGUGGAGGUCACAGACGGCCCACAAGAAGACGUUGAAAUGACUGAGGAACCAAUUGUUGAAGAAAUCGUUGAAACACCCGAAGACGCUGUUGAAGACACUCAAGAUACAGUCGUAAUCACGGAAACAAAAACAGAAACUGGUGACAUUCGUAAGACAAAAAUAACAAAACGCAAGGUCAAAGGAAAAGAUGGCGUUGUCCAAGAGUUCACAGAGGAGGAGAUACCAGAAGGCCCACAGGAAGACGUCGAAUUAACAGAGAAACCAGUUGUUGAAGAAAUCGUUGAAACACCCGAAGGUAAGGUCAUCACUAAAACCAUCAAAAAGCGCACUCAGAAAACAAAACAUAUCUCGACACCUGACACCACUGACACUACCGUACACGAAAUAGAACACAUAAAAGACGAAACAACAACCCUAUUAGAAGAGACUCCUCGGCUGGAUUUUGCAGACGCUGUUGAAGACGCUCCAGAUACAGUCGUAAUCACGGAAACAAAAACAGAAACUGGUGACAUUCGUAAGACAAAAACAACAAAACGCAAGGUUAAAGGAAAAGAUGGUGUUGUCCAAGAGCUCACAGAGGAACAGGUUACAGAAAGCCCAAAAGAAGACGUCGAACUUACUGAGGAGCCAAUUGUUGAAGAAAUCGUUGAAACACCCGAAGGUAAGGUCAUCACUAAGACCGUCAAAAAGCACACUAAGAAAACUAAACAUAUCUCGACACCUGACACCACUGACACUACCGUACACGAAAUUGUACACAUGAACGACGAAACAACAACCCCAUUAGAGGAGACACCUCGGCCGGAUAUUGGAGACGCUGUUGAAGACACUCCAGAUACAGUCGUAAUCACUGCGACAAAAACUGAAACAGGUAAGAUUCGUCAGACAACAACACCAAAACGCAAGGUCAAAGCAAAAGAUGGCGUCGUGAACGAGAUCCCACAGGUGGGGGUAACAGAAGGCCCAUUAGAAGACGUCGAAUUAACAGAGGAAUCAGUUGUUGACGAAAUCGUUGAAACACCCGAAGGUAAGGUCAUCACUAAAACCGUCAAAAAGCGCACUCAGAAAACAAAACAUAUCUCGACACCUGACACCACUGACACUACCGUACACGAAAUAGAACACAUAAAAGACGAAACAACAACCCCAUUAGAGGAGACACCUCGGCUGGAUUUUGCAGACGCUGUUGAAGACACUCCAGAUACAGUCGUAAUCACGGAAACAAAAACAGAAACUGGUGACAUUCGUAAGACAAAAACAACAAAACGCAAGGUUAAAGGAAAAGAUGGCGUUGUUCAAGAGCUCACAGAGGUGGAGAUAACAGAAGGCCGACAAGAACACUUCGAACUAACUGAGGAACCAUUUAAUGAAGAAAUCGUUGAAACACCCGAAGGUAAGAUCAUCACAAAAAUUGUGAAAAAGCGCACUAAGAAAACUAAACAUAUCUCGACACCUGACACCACUGACACUACCGUACACGAAAUAGAACACAUAAGAGACGAAACAACAACCCCAUUAGAGGAGACACCCCGGCUGGAUUUUGCAGACGCUGUUGAAGACACUCCAGAUACUGUCGUAAUCACGGAAACAAAAACAGAAACUGGUGACAUUCGUAAGACAAAAACAACAAAACGCAAGGUCAAAGGAAAAGACGGCGUUGUCCAAGAGCUCACAGAGGAGAAGGUGACAGAAGGCCCACAGGAAGACGUCGAAUUAACAGAGGAACCAGUUGUUGAAGAAAUCGUUGAAACACCCGAAGGUAAGGUCAUCACUAAGACCGUCAAAAAGCGCACUAAGAAAACAAAACAUAUCUCGGCACCUGACACCACAAACACUACCGUACACGAAACAACAACCCCAUUAGAGGAGACACCUCGGCCGGAUUUUGCAGACGCUGUUGAAGACACUCCAGAAACAGUCGUAAUCACGGAGACAAAAACAGAAACUGGUGACAUUCGUAAGACAAAAACAACAAAACGCAAGGUCAAAGGAAAAGAUGGCGUUGUCCAAGAGUUCACAGAGGAGGAGGUAACAGAAGGCCGACAAGAAGACUUCGAUCUUACUGAGAAACCAUUUAAUGAAGAAAUCGUUGAAACACCCAAAGGUAAGAUCAUCACAAAAAUUGUGAAAAAGCCCACUAAGAAAACAAAACAUAUCUCGACACCUGACACCACUGACACUACCAUACACGAAAUAGAACACAUAAAAGACGAAACAACAACCCCAUUAGAGGAGACACCUCGGCCUGAUUUUGCAGACGCUGUUGAAGACACUCCAGAAACAGUCGUAAUCACGGAGACAAAAACAGAAACUGGUGACAUUCGUAAGACAAAACCUACAAAACGCAAGGUUAAAGGAAAAGAUUGCAUUGUUCAAGAGCUCACAGAGGUGGGUGUAACAGAAGGCCGACAUGAAGACUUCGAACUAACUGAGGAGCCAUUUAAUAAAGAAAUCGUUGAAACACCCGAAGGUAAGACCAUCACUAAAACUGUCAAAAAGCGCACUCAGAAAACAAAACAUUUCUCGACACCUGACACCACUGACACCACCGUACACGAAAUAGAACCCAUAAAAGACGAAACAACCACCCCAUUAGAGGAGACACCUCGGCUUGACUUUGCAGACGCUGUUGAAGACACUCCAGAUACAGUCGUUAUCACGGAGACAAAAACUGAAACAGAUGCUGUGGGAACAUCUACUGGCGAUUAUUCAGAAAAAACUGCAAAAGUGAAAUUUAACUUGAAACCGCAAAAAAUUGAACAUAUGUCGGUACAAGGUUUUCAAGCCCAGCAACCGAGUGAAACACCAGGCACUAGUUUUGCUAAAUUGAAACUUAAAAAACCCACAUUGAAAUCAAAAGAUGAACCUACAUCAGUAUCUUUACCUAAGUUCCAGCUUAAAAGUCGAAUUCGUUUUGUCAAUGAUUGGCCUCCCAGUAUUAUACAACCUUCAGUUACAAUAGUGGGCAGUAUAAAACAAAAUGGCGAACUAUCAAGAAGUGUAAAAGAAGCGAAUAAAGUAAAAAAGAAACUGAAGAAAGAUAUUAUAAUCCCAGAAUAUGAGAAAAACGACUUAGAGGUCCCUGAAAAGCUAGAUUAUGAAAAGACUAAAGAAUUAGAAGAUGGCAAUAUUAGUUUGAUAAAUAAGAGACACUCUCCUGAGAUCGAACCUCUUGAAUGUAAAAUUUCUAGCAAAAAAGACUUGAAAAAAUUAGUUCCGCUCAAAAUAGAACAAAAAAUUAUUCAAAUAGAUAAGUUGCAACAUGCUGAAAAUAUGGAUACACCUCAAUUCGUAAAAUUAAAAUUAAAAACAACCAAAACUCAACCAAAACAAGAAAUUUCCGACGUAAAAUUACCAAAGAUACAGUUAAAAAGUCGAAUUAAAUAUGUGAAUGAUUGGCCUCCCGAGAUUUUUAAGCCACUAGUAACUAGUAUUGACAGUAUAAGGCAGAACGGAAUAUUAUCAAGAAAUGUUCAAGAAGCUAAAAAAUUAAAGAAAAAGCCUUUGAUACAAAAAGAAAUACCAGAGGUUGAAAAAGUAGACCUUGAGAAACCAAUGUUUACACAAAUAGAUAUAGCAGAAACUAAAAAUAAAACACAAAGUUGUGAAAUUACUGACAACAUAAAGACAACCGAAGAAGAUGAUGAGCCAGAACAAGUUACCGUACAGCCUCGUCGUGCAAGUUUGAAAAAAGUUGAAGAAUUGGUUGAUGAGGUUGUAAUUAAGAAAAAGCUUAAGCCCGUGAGGAAGUCCUCUGUUACUCUACCAGAAAUAACAGAGCCUGAAGUAGUUGUUUUCAGGCCUAAAACUACAAAAACAUUAGAAGACGUGGAGCAGGAAUUCAAUAUUCAAUUAGAUUCAUACGCUGAAGAAGAAAUAUCAAUGUCUAGUAAGGUGAAAUUAAAACAGCAAAAGCAACCUACUUAUAGUGAGGAAGCAAAUGAAACAUCAAUCAAAUUUUAUGAAGAGGAACAAGGCCCAGAUAUAACUGAAAUAAUCAAUAAUGAAGACAUUGCUGACGAAGAUGCGACAGAUAUAUUCAUACCAAUGAAAAAGAAGUUAAAAGCAGAGUCAGAAAUUUUGUCUACAGUUACUUUAUCAAAACCAAUAGAAACAAAUGUCUCGACGGAAAUAACAAAGGAUGUUAAUAUAACUCUAAAAAACAAGAAUCCGUACAUUAUAGACAAUCAAGAUGAAGUGUCAUUUGAUGUUAAACAGCAAACUGACCAGUUUACUCAAGAGGAGCUUUCACUUUCAAGCAAAAUUUUAUUAAAAAAGAAGAAAGAAAAGGUCCUUUCUGAGGCAUCCGAUGAAGUUUCACUUAAAAUAGAACAAGAAAUUUUUGAUACUGAUAAAGCCGAAGAGGUAGUUCUGAGUGAUAUUGAAUCUGAUGAAAAUAUUGAAAUGACCAUUACGAGAAAAAUUAAAAAACCCUCGUAUGAAGUGAAUGAUGUCGAGGAGUUAAGUGUUGAGUUAAAACCUAAAAAGAAUAGACCUCAAACCUUUGAAAAAGAAGAAGUCACGGUAUCAACGAGACGUACGCCCAAAAAAAUUACAUCUCUACAAGAAGCAGAUGUAUCUAUGAGCAUUGCAAAGGAACAAGAAUUCCCAGAAACUCCAGUAAAUGUACGUUCUGGAGACACUGUGUUUGCCGUAUACUCGUAUGUGGCUGAAACUGAUGAAGCAAUCAAUCUUGUUGAGGGUGAACGUCUCUACAUAUUAGAUACUUCAAAUCAAGAUUGGUGGUUUGUCUGUAAGCAUCUAACUGAAGAAAAGGGCUGGGUGCCCGCGCAAUAUUUGAUGGAUGAAGAUAACUACACGCUAUAUUUGCAAAAGAAAUUAAACGAGAAAAUUGAUAAACUGCCUGUUUUUGAGAAACCUACAUCCGAAGAACAGGCCAUCGCUCCAAUAUUCGUUGAAAAAUUGCGUCCAAAACAUACGCCAGACGGUUCUACUGUGCAAUUUGAAUGUCAAGUAGAGGGAUAUCCUAGACCUCAAAUAACAUGGUUCCGCCAGACAGCCAUCAUUAAGCCAUCGAAAGAUUUCCAAAUAUAUUAUGACGAUGACAACGUUGCCACUUUAGUUAUUCGUGAAGUAUUCCCAGAAGAUGCGGGAACAUUUACUUGUGUUGCCAAAAAUGCAGCUGGAUUUGCGUCGAGCACGACCGAGUUGAUUGUAGAGGCACCACUUUCUGAUCACGGCUCUGAGAUGACAAUUCUCUCAAGAAAGAGCUUGUCUCGAGAAUCUUCUUUGGCAGAUAUUUUAGAAGGUAUUCCCCCUACAUUUUCCAAACGUCCAAAGGCGCAAUAUAUUGAUGAGGGCUCAGAUAUAUAUUUAGAAUGUCGUCUUGUUGCAAUACCUGAACCAGAUAUAUCAUGGUUUUUCAAAGGUGAUGAAAUAAUCCCAAGUGAAAAUGUUUCAAUUUCCAUUGAGUCGGAUAUGCAUAUGUAUUGUAGCGUGUUAAAAAUAACGAAUGUAAAAAAACAUCAAGAAGGAACGUACACAGUUUUAGCUGUAAAUAGAGAAGGUGAGGCUAGCUUGCCGAUCGUUUUGAAGGUAAAGACAGGUGAAAAAGAAAAACCGCAAGUGAUCGAACCAUUAAAGAACAUGACUAUUAGGGAACGGGAAAGUUUUGUUCUUACAACUCAGGUUGUUGGUAACCCUGAACCUAAAGUUUCAUGGUUUAAAGACAAUAAGCCCUUGAAGUCAGUACCACAAAAAUCCGACGGUAAUAUUCACUGCAUAACAAUUAUCAAACCAAAAAAAGGAAAAGACGAUGGAAUUUAUACCCUCAGAGCAGUCAACUCUGAAGGAUCUACGGAAACUAAUGCAGUUAUAGUAAUAGAAGAACCUACAGAAGAAGAUGCCGAGCCGCCACUUUUUGUGCACAGAUUCCAAGAAAUAACUGUAAAAGAAAGAGAGACCAUUAAGCUACACGCUAAAGUAACAGGAAAUCCUGUACCAACUAUAACGUGGUAUAGAAACAAUCAAAUAUUAAGGCAAUCGGAUACAAUUCAACAAAGAUUUGAUGGUGAAAGCAUAGAAUUAAUUAUUACGAAUGUAGAUUCAGAAAUAGAUUCUGGUGAUUACAAAUGUGUAGCAUCAAAUAGCGCUGGUAAAGCGUCACAUGGUGCAAGAGUUACGAUAGACGUUGAAGAAGUUACGUUUGUUAAGCUUCUUAAAAAUAAAUACGAAACAGAAGAAGGAAAAUCAGUUGUUUUUGAAUGUGAAACGUCUCAUACCGUGUCAACAAAAUGGUAUCAUAAUGAGAAGGAGUUAAGUGGAAUGGACCAUAGAGAAAUCAUACAGGAAGGAAGAAUUCAUAAGCUAAGAAUAAAAAAAGUUAAGUUGUCUGAUCUUGGUUUAAUCAAAUGUGUCGUUAAGGGACAGGAAACUAGUACAGUGCUGCAAGUUAAUGAGACAGUUCCUGAAUUCAUUCGAAAAUUGCAAGAUUUUGAAGUUAAAGAAAAGGAUACCGCUAUAUUAGAAGUAGAAGUCAAUUCUGAAACAGCUGAUGUUAUAUGGGAAAAAGAUGGUGAAAUCAUUAAAACUAAAAAGAAUAAGUUUAAACUUGAAAAGAAAGGUAACGUCAGAAAGUUAUUUAUUAGAAACACAUCCGUACAUGACGAAGGUGAAUAUACAUGUAGGUUACGAGAUGAUGUUUGCGCAGCUGAAAUUACUGUAGUUGAAUUACCACCAGAAAUAAUAUCAAGACUUAAAGAUCAGCGUGUGAGUAAAGGUCAUAAAGCCACCUUUGAUAUUGAGCUUACUAAAGGUGAUGCUCUAGUCAGGUGGUUUAAAGAUAACACAGAAAUACAGUUUUCAAAUCAUAUUCAGCUAAAAAUCGAUGGAAAAAAGCAAAAAUUGAAAAUUUACGAUUGUGAUACCAAUGAUGUGGGAGAAUAUGCUUGUGAAGUCGGUAGCGAUAGAUGUGUAGCACAUUUGGUUGUUGAUGAACCACUAGUUGAUUUUACGUUAAGGUUACCUGAAGUUGUUGUUGUGCAAUCUGGUACUGAUGCUUACUUAACAGUCGAGAUUCCUGAUGAAUCACUGGAUGUAACAUGGUAUAAACGAAAAACUGUUAUUGAAGAUAGUGACAAAUUUACAUUGAUGUUUGAUGGGAAAAAGAGAACACUAGUGAUACGAAAAUGUGAGGAAGAAGAUCAGUGUGAAUAUACGUGCGUUCUAGAAGAUGCCAAAUGCACCACUAAGCUGAAAGUUGAAGUCAUCGAAUUUGCACCAAAAAUACUUUCAUAUAAUAAAGAAUACAGGGUUAGACGAGGUGGUGAUGUGACAAUAAAUGUCCAAUAUGAAGCAAAUCCGCAACCGAACGAUGAAUGGAUAGUUAGCUCCAAAAUUAUAAAGAGAUCGAAACAUAAACGACCUGCUAUAGAUUCAAAGACUGCUACACUUACUAUUAGAAAAAUUGAAAAUUCUGACGCAGGAUCAUACAAGUUGAGGCUAGAAAAUAAUUGUGGAGAGGUAGAAAUAGAAAUUAAAGUUAUUGUUAUGGACAUUCCUUCGCAACCAGGAGCACCGAAAAUAUUAGAGGUGGACGAUAAUUCAGUUAACAUUUACUGGAGCGAACCUUCCGAUAUUGGCAACUCGCGUAUUGAGUGUUACAUAGUUGAAUAUCAAGAGAUAAAUACGACUGAGUGGAUUUCAAUUGAAAAUGUAAGAAAUAAUCAAUAUUGUGUUAUGAAUUUGAAAAACAAAUCGUCAUAUUGCUUCCGUAUUUUCGCCGUAAAUGAAGUGGGAGUUAGCGAAUCUUCCGAGGUUACCGAAUUUAUUCGAAUUGAAAAAGUGACAAAGGGUCAGGCGCCAUCUAUUGAGCAGCCGUUGAGGGAUAUAGUGGCUAUUCCGAAUGAGAAUAUCGAAUUAACAUGUAUAUUCGGUGGCAUUCCGGAACCAAAAAUCAGUUGGAUGAAGAACGGCAAACAAUUAAAAACUGCGAAGGCUACAUAUGUAAACAGGGUGGCAACAUUAAUUGUUAAAGCAACUGAAAAUUCAGAAGCCUUGUACAAAUGUAUAGCCACAAAUGAAUUUGGCGUUGUCGAAACAUCAUGUAAUUUAGAAAUACAUUUAAAACCAAUAAUAACAGUACACGAAGAUGAAAUUGAUCAGAAAAGAAAGGUUGAUGAGGAAUGGAUAGUAACGGCGACUAUAAAAGGCAUCCCUAAUCCAUGUGUAGUAUGGUAUAAAAAUGGAUCAAGAAUUGAUAGUAAGAAAGAAAUUGAUGUAGUCACGGAAGAGAAUAUAAGCAGGAUUAUUAUAUCGAAACUGCGACGUUCACAUACUGGUAGAUACACUAUUGAAGCAACAAAUAAAUCUGGUACAACAACGUUUGAUCUAUCACUCAAAGUUUUCGACAAGCCCAGCAAACCAGAAGGUCCUGUUGUUUUACGAGAGAUAAGCAGGGAAUCGGUUACGAUAGAAUGGAAACCACCUCUCGAUGACGGAGGUCUUGAGCUAACGAAGUAUGCGAUUGAAAAGCAUGACCCAGAGGUUGACCAAUGGAUCAAAAUAGCUGACGUCAAUAAAGAUAUUGAGACUUACUGUAUUCAAAGACUGAACGAGAAUUGCGAAUACAUGUUCCGAGUUAUGGCACAGAAUCCAGUUGGUGUGUCAGAAGCUUUAGAGAGUGACCCAAUUGUGAUAAAGACUGCUUUAGCACCGCCAUCAAGACCUCAGAGUUUUAUCAUUCGGGAAAUCACAUCAAGAUCGGUGACACUGCAAUGGGCCGCACCAGAGAGCGAUGGUGGAAGUCCAAUAACGAAUUACAUAAUUGAAUAUAAGACUGUGAAAGGUAAAACGUGGACUAAAGUGAAAACAGUGAGCGGUUCUAUUUACGAGUAUUGCUUGGAGAACUUGAAGGAAAAAGAUGAGCUGGUGUUUAGAAUUUCAGCUGAAAAUGCGAUCGGUAUCAGCUUGCCCACUCAGUCACAGAGUAUACGACUAGAGAAAUAUGCGACUGUGCCUUCACCACCUACUGGCCCACUAGAAAUGCGAAUGGUGGGCAACAAUGUAGUAAUGACUGCUUGGGGAACCCCAGAAUGGGAUGGUGGAGCACCGCUAUUGGGCUACAACAUUGCAAUACGUGACGUCACGAAGACAAUGUGGAUGGAAGUUGGUCAAGUGGACGCAAACAACCUCAAGUUCAACAUUCGAGAUCUAAGCGAAAAUCAUACUUACAUCAUACGUAUUUAUGCUCGCAAUGAGAUCGGUGUUAGCGAACCGCUCGAGUCUGAUGAACCAUUCAAAUUUAUACCUGGCGAUGAUUCACAAAUCGACGAAGAGCCAGGUGAACAAACAGAGAUGACAGAACCAACGUCAUUCAGUACACAAACUACAACGUCCUGGCUUAGAGACCAUAACAUGGAUGCCGAUAUAGAAUCAUACGCCAGUGGAUCACUUCUUCGAAGAGACGAAUAUUUCUUCCGAAUAUGGUACUACGCGAAACAGUUGUUUAAAUAGAUUGUUUCUCGUACGCUGUAACCUGUGAUAUUUCAACGCAAACAUUUAGUACGAAUAGAAAAUUUAGUACAAAGCGUACAUCCUUCGACUUUAGUUGAAGUAUUUAUUUUAGAUUAAGAUUAUUUAUUUAAUUUAUGUAAAGGAUUGAAUCUGGAUGUUAUGUUUGUGUUUGUUGAUAGAGGGAGACGUUAAUAUAGGUGCAUAAUUGUCAUUUCGAUAACAACGAACCACAAGCAUCGCGAUUCAGGUUUUAUUCUAAUAUUUUCGAUGAAUAUAAUGUUACUAUAUA
Leptidea sinapis is the source of this 48638-nucleotide messenger RNA. It is a transcript of the gene Kettin, whose product is annotated as titin-like. Gene Ontology annotation, molecular function: protein binding. The coding region runs from base 233 to 48349 and encodes 16038 amino acids. Lineage: Eukaryota; Metazoa; Arthropoda; Insecta; Lepidoptera; Pieridae. The transcript is spliced from 75 exons. The record is from RefSeq and is a predicted model, not a curated record.